Messenger RNA from Phyllotreta striolata, 50881 nucleotides. The record is from the annotation of a GenBank genome assembly. NCBI's taxonomy places the organism in Eukaryota, Metazoa, Arthropoda, Insecta, Coleoptera, Chrysomelidae.
AUGAUAACGUUCACCUUCUACUUUCUGCUGUCCUUUCCCGUCACGGACAAAGUGAGGAAAAUUCUAACGGAAAAGCGCACAACCAAGUACCCGCACUCCGAGAAGCGAUUGAGAACGAAGACGGCCUUCGCGCAAUCCAUCCACGACGAUAUAGCCAAUCACAUCGAGCUCUCCAUCGCAAAUGUGGCCCAUUGCGCUUGCAUCACCUACGAGGUGAUACCGAACAGAUUCAAGUACGAAUUGGACGUGUUCUGUUGGGGGCCCGUGGUGAAAAUCAUAACCAAAGAUUCGAGCAUCAACAUGUACACGAUCAUGAGGAACAACAUGAUUUGGGUGCCGGUGCACGUCGAGCACACGAUGGACAAUUUCACCACCUCCGAGUUGAGGUUGUUCAAGCACAGGGUCGUGAAUUUCACUGUGUCUUCGAAUCCGAACAGGGCGAGUGUGAUUUUGAAAUCCGAGACUGUUAUAAUACACCAAGAUAGUGUGAUAAAGGACGGGGAGUUUCUGGAGAAGACAGUGUUCGGCUCGUUUCUUGAUAAAUUAGAUACCAAAAGCGUGGUGAUGAAGCAGCGGAAGUCUUCUAUAAGAAGCGGGAUGAAACAGGCGAUACAAAAGGCCGAAGUUGCCACUUGGUUGCUCACCGAAGGAGAUUUCGAACCUCUAUACGAGAUGAUAGAAAUUGUUUCCACUGGUGAAACUGUAAUGGCGAACGAAUUUAUCCCCGCUUGCUCUCAUACACAAAGCGAUGGAAUAACUCAUUAUUCCCUUGCAGACGCAGACAGAUUAACGCUGCGAUCAGAAGGAAGAGUUAACUAUUUCACCGCAGCAGUACCAGCUGAAGUCUUCUUCACGAACCCUUCGCACUCCGUCUACCACGUAAACUGCAGAACCUUCGACUCCUUACAGAACUUCUUCGUGUUCCCGUCUGUAAAGAAACUCAUGCUGCCAGCCGAUAAAAUAAAAUUGAACCCGCUUGUAAUCGAUAUCGUUAAAGUGGAAAAUAUCCCAGCCGAGGAACUAACCACCCAAGGCUUCCGCAAAAUGUUCGUUUCGUACGAGAUCCCCCAAAUAUUGCAUUGCAAAACGGCGACUAAACCCGUCGAAAAAACCGUUCGCUUCAACAAUUCCCACAUGUUCUUCACCGACGACGUACCCAGAAUGAAGCUCAUAGAGGCGCUGGAUUCCCAAAGCUUUUUCGCCGAAAUUUACGUCAUCAAAACUGUGGAAAACGUUCCGAACUGCGCGAAUAUAUUCGAUAAAAAACGAACUACUAGUAAAGUGGAUAUCCAACGCUUUGAUAACGAUCCGAUACUUUUGGCAGUCGCUUUGUUCAAUUUGAGCUCUUUGGUGGCGAACAUUUGGAAAUUCCGCGAAAAAGGCCAAUGCCAUCAACCUCACAUGACCCUGACCUCUAAACCUAACUACGAAAAAGGGAAAAUAAAAGACGUGAUUAAUAUGAUUCACUUGGACUAUCCGAAACAGGAGGUUAUCAUACCGGAAUGCACCUUUCUAGAACUCGGUACUACUUUAACUUUGGAUGCUUCUUUAAUGGCACCCCAAGCUCCCUCGUUGGUCUACAUCCAAGCCCCCCGCAGUUUUCUGAGGGUAUUCGCGAUGUUCACCUCCGAAGUGCUGGCUUUGAGGAUUUACAACAGCAUUCAAUCGCACAAUUUCAACGUCUUCGAGGAUCAAAACAAAGCCGAUCAACCGGAGGAGAAGGACAUCCUCACCGGAUUCGUCCUCGACAACGGCACCAGCUUCGUUAUUUUCGUCGAAGGUUUGUACACCGGAUUCAUGUUAAACUUGGUGCAAUUGUUGGAGACCAUGUGCCCAUCGCCUAUCGAAGGAAGCUCGAUCUGCCAGGACGAGAGAAUCGAAUUAUCCCAAUACAAAAACCAGAAAAUCUUCUUCAAUACGGACCAAACGUUCGAGCAGAGAUUGUACGAAAACUUCCUGCCCACCGGAAUCUAUCAGAUGGCUUUAAAAAUACCCCUUCAAGACAUCAUGGCAGCUCCUUUGAUACACAUCAGCAAAAGCGCGCCCAAACCCUGCUUGGCAGGAUUGAAUAAACUUUCCCUGCUCUUCCUCGCUAAUAGAUACAAGGAUAUCAUGCAGCAAAAUCUGCUGCCCACCCCGCAGGAAUUGAUCAGCGUGAACAUCGAAUGGGGUGUUCCUAUUGUGUGGAAAGAUUAUAUUUCUCUACCUAACGAACAGGAAAGAGUGCAGAAGAAAACGUUCGUUAAUUGGAUCAAUUCUUAUUUAUCUAAGCGAGUUCCACCGCUUAGGAUAGAUGAUUUGAUUGAAGAUCUUAAAGACGGCACGAGGCUUCUUGCACUUCUGGAGGUUCUAUCGGGAGAACGACUGCCUGUGGAGAGAGGCAGGAUUCUGAGAAGACCGCAUUUCCUGAGCAACGCGAACACAGCACUACAAUUUUUGGCGUCUAAGAGGAUAAAAUUAGUCAAUAUCAAUGCUAGCGAUUUGGUAGACGGACGACCUUCGGUCGUUUUGGGCUUGAUUUGGACCAUCAUUUUGUAUUUCCAGAUUGAAGAAAACAGAAGACAAUUAGAGUACCUAACGCAAUGGGGCAGUACCAGCAGCCUAGAGAGCGCCGGUACUACUUCCUCCAAGGACAAAUGGAAGCAGGGAGCGAGGAAGACACUCCUGAACUGGGUGUCCAACGCUCUGCCUCCGGAAUCCGGCGUGGAGGUCAGGGAUUUCGGAGCCUCGUGGAGAGAUGGCGUCGCUUUCCUGGCUAUAAUCGACGCGAUUAAGAAGAACCUAGUCAACAUCGCCGAGAUGAAGAAGGCUACCAACAGAGCGAGACUAGAAACUGCUUUCGAUGUAGCAGAAUCAGAAUUGGGUAUCUCGAGGUUACUAGAUCCGGAAGACGUAGACGUACCUAAACCCGACGAAAAAUCUAUUAUGACAUACGUUGCGCAAUUUUUGCACAAAUAUCCCGAACCUAAGAGUACCGGACCAGACGCAAUAGCCACUGUUCAAGAACAUUACGACGAUCUUCUGACUUGGCUGACGAACAAAACGCAAACUUUGGAGCAUCUAGAACAAACCGAUUCGCUGCCUUUGGACUACAAAGAGUACUCCAAAUUCAAAGCAGAAGUGGACCAAAAAGAGCAGCUAUACAGGAAAUUGAAGUCGUUGAUCGAGAGUCAAAGUAUAGUGUCUAUUGCCAAGGAAAGUUGGCAGGAAGUCGUGAAGUUAUGGGAGAAAUUGCAGAUGCAAUUGCUCAGGUGGUUGUGGCUGUUGGAUUCCAGACUUCCUGGCGACUUUAAAUUCAUUGGAGAAUGGUUGGCCAAAGCGGAGAAACUCAUCUACUGCGAUACGAUCCCGACGAUUAUGAACGAAGAAACGGCCAUAAUAAUUAGCAGGAAAUUAGAGGAACACAAAUCCUUCUUCGCCGACUUGCCCACAAUUCAGAAGACUUUCCUUGCGGCAUGCCAGAGUCCUUUAGCCAGAGAAGUGCCUUCCGAACAGUUGGAUAACAUGACUGUCAGACUGAACGAGAUCGGACCCAAGGCUGCCCAACGUAGAGUUAGACUUAAAUUCCUUGAACACAAAUGUUGCCUUAUUGCAUUUUUGCAACUAACCGAAACCAAACUGAAAGCGUGGACUUCCAAAUACGGUCGCGUAGACGAGGUUACUCCAUUGCUCGAGCAAUAUAGAAACUUCGUCUCGAAGAACCACAUCUUCCAAGAAUUUAACAAAGCUUUCAUCGACAUGCAAGCUGUUAUCGAAGAAUACAAAAGAGACGGAAAAAUAGAUAAAAAGGAGGUAUCCGAAAUAGACGCAUUCAUGAGAGACAUCGCCGAUAGAUGGAAACACGUCUCCAUGGAGCUCCGUUGCGUCCAAAGCAUGCUAGAGGAAGUCAUAGCCUACUGGCGCCGAUGGGACACACUCUCCGAAGAAUUCGAUAGAUGGUUGAACGCCGCCGAAAAGGCCCUGAAUCUACCAGAAGAGGAACAAAUGGAGUUCUUCCAGAACAUCAGUUUAUGGCGAGAUAACUACCAACUUCUGGGCGAUACCGUGAACUUCCUCGUAGCAACGUGCCAAGACCAAAUAUCCGCGGAAUUGAAGAACCGAUUCCAGACGAUGAGUGCCCGAUGGGACAGAAUUUACCCGCAAGUGAACAAAUACAGCCACGCAGGGGAUAUUCUGCGUAACAGAAAGGAAUUCAGAGCCGGGUUAGAGGCUCUAUCUAACUGGUUAAGAAAAGCCGAAGACGUGCUAAACGCGCCUAGUUUAGGAUCUACGGAGAAAAUUAGGCAGCACGUUGAUAAACUGCAAAACUUACGAUCAGAAGUGGAAGACAUCGAAGACCUGUUUAAAAACAUCAGCAAAACCUUCCAGAGUUUGAUACAAGACAUGUCCAGGGAAGAGGUCGAAAAGAUGAUGAAUACAUUGAAACAAGAAAAAGAAACUUUAGUCAAAGUCAGAGCUUUGAUUCCCUCGCAAAUCCAUUUAUUCAACCAGCUUCUCAUACAACAAGAAUCGUUAGAAGCGGGUCAAAAAGAAAUAAGCAAAUGGCUAGACGAAGCCGAAGGCCUAUUGAGCAGCUUAAGCUUAGACGCCGACAAGGAACAACUCAAAGAACAAGUUGAUAAAGUUAAAAACUUCUUCACCAGAACCUUGUACUACAAAUCAAUGCUCGACAGCAAGAACAAAGUUCUGAACAACAUUAUCAAAUCCGUAGACCAAGCAAAUAAUCCGGACGUCGACAAAAUGACGGUGCAAAUGGACCAAAUCAACGAUAGAUUCGAGUACGUGACCCAAAACGCCCAAAUUUGGGAACAGAAACUCUCAGAAACCAUUAGAUGUUGGUACAACUUCGCAGAAUGCGAAAGAGUAAUCUCCACGUGGCUAAACCAAGCCGAGAAGCUCACGUUAGAAAAAAGAAUCGACAAUAAAGAAACGGUAGAACAGCAUAAAAACUUCUUCCAAUCCGUAAACGAACGAUGGAUUUACGACUUAGUCCAAAGCGCACAAGACCUCUGCAACUGUCUACCCAAAGAACAACACGGCCCGAUAAUAUCAUCGGUUGAUUACCUGCAGAACAAAUGGAAAGAAGUCCUAUCCUUCGCGCCACUCCAUCUGAUGAAACUAGAAUUCCGCUUGGACGAAACAACCUUCAACUACUACAUCAAAGAAAUCGAAAAGGAAAUCUCCACGCAGAAGAUCCUCUUCAGUCGCGAGGAGAACGUGGAAACCAUCAUGAAGCGCAACAAGGAAUUCCUCUCGCCCAAAGGCCCCCUGGCGGAGACGCAGCGCAGCCUGGAGAACCUGAUGAAAAUCUCCGAGGUCUACACGGCCAACUACCCCAAGGACCAGACCCUCAAAGAGGCCGUGGAAAAGGCCGAGCAGCAAUGGCACAACGUCAGCGUCAAAAUCGAGCAUCUGAAGCUGCAAUUGGAGCAAGUCCCGGAGAGAUGGCAGGCGUACCACGACAAGUUCGCGGAAAUAUCCAAGUGGAUGGACGGCGUCGACCACACCUUGAAGAACAUCCUCAACGACGUCAGUACCGUGGAGGAAUUCGAACGCGAAAAGAACAUUUUCCAGAACGUGUGCAAGGAAGCCGAUUCGAAACGCGAGGACAUGAAGUGGCUGGUACAAACGCUGGAUUCUCUGACGUCUCGCUGUCCCGAAACGCAAGCGAUCCAAGAGCAAAAGCUCCUGGAAACUCUGAUCAUCCGUUACAAAACCCUGAUACCUUCUUUAGAAAUAACCAUGGUCAAAACGGACACGCUAUCGAAAUGCUACACGUACCGCAGAGAAGUACGAGAGGUGUGCCAAUUGUUGAAACAAGUGCGGGAACAGUCCAAGUUGCAAAGGAAGCCCGAGUCGCUGGAGGUGGUGUCGCAGAAUAUUCGCAAGCAGGAACUGGCGAUAUCUCAUCUAGACCAGCAAAGACCGACGGUUAUGUCGCUGUUGCAAAAGGGAAAAGAGCUGAGCAAGGACGAGAACGCGCCGAAAUUCAUGCCGGACGAGGUGAAAUCGUUAGAAACCGGUUGGACGACAACGUACGACGAAACUGUAGACACUUUGCACAAACUCAUCGAUACCCAGCACGUCUGGACCAAUUACUCGGAGCAAAAGCAAGAAAUCCAUCAUAUUUUGCAACAGGCCGAAGAGGUGUUGCAAAAAACCUCUCGCCCCGAGUACUCCCCGACAGUUCUACCCACCGAGUUGAUCAAGAAACAGGAGAUUAUUUCAAACCUACGAGACGCCCAGCAAGAUAUGCUGAACAAGCUCACCUACUACAGCGAGAAUUUGAGCAAACAAGUUCCGGAGCAGCAAGCAAAACUGGACGCCGAAACGAGGGAAAUCCAACAGCGCAUUACCGACACCCUAACAAGCGCUCAGGAAAACGUCACUUUACUAGAAGAGUACAACACUAAAUGGAACACUCUUAGCCACACACUAGGCCAACUCCACAGUUGGACCACACACGAAGCUCCCCAGCUUCUAACAUCCAUAGACAUCUAUUCGAUAACCCCUAAGGAUAGAAUAGAAAAAACCGAAAAACUUAAAACAGAAGUGGCCGCUAAGAUGGACAUUUUGCACCACCUAAAGCAACAAGCGAGCGAUUUAACCACAACCGACAGUCCCGACGCGAGGAAGCUCAAAUCGCAAAUAGCCGAAAUCCAACAAAAAGUGGACGUAUUAAACCAAAACCUCCAAAGCCAAUCGGCUGUUGUCACCGACGAUUACAAAAACUGGGAGGCCUACCAAGCCAGCAUCGAGGAGAUCACCCCGUGGAUCGAGCAGUCGGAGUGCCAGCUGCAAUUGGGCAUACAAAAACCCUCUACAAUCGAAGAGGCAUUGGAGAUCCAAGCACAAACCAAGCAGUUCCAAAAGGAAAUCGAGCGGCGCCAGGACGCGUUGCGAGGCGUCGCCAGUCUCACUCAAAAGAUAUCGAUACAGACGCACGCGCCCGACGAAGUCGACGCCGUGCAAACGAGAGUGUCGGUGUUGCAGGACACGGCCGCCCAAUGGGGCCAGAAACUGGAUAAACUCGUAGCGAAUUGGGUGGACUUCGAUAGGACCGUUCAGCACCUGGAACAUUGGAUCGACAAAAGCGAGGAAGCUUCCUCCGCUUCACCGGUCAACCUUAAAACCCCCAACGUCGACGAAUUGGAAAAAGAAUUAACCAAACUGAAAGCCUUCAACAACGAAAUAUCCGAACAACAAGCUAAAUUGAUAACUCUAACUCAAACAUCCGAUGGGAUAUGUUACAACAUUAGCCCGGAAGGUGCUGCGUUGGUGAAGAACCAAGUUCAUGAACUCAAAUCUAAAGUUUCUAAAUUAGCCGAAGCAGCUAGAGCUAAAAUAAACGAAAUAUCCGACGCUAUACUGGUUAAACACGAUUUCGAAACCAAAGUAGCCGAUUACAACAACUGGAUAGAAUCGAUGCAAGCCAACAUUACCCAACUGGACGAAAUACCUGCGGAUAAAAUCGAUUCGACUCUAAUCAACAUCCACACGCUAUUUCAAGAACAUUCUGAAAAACAACCCUUAUUUAACACCAUUUACAACGAAAUUAAAGAAAUCGCUUUGCAAUCACCGCAAAAAGCUAUGGAACCUCUAACAGAGGAAUACUCCGCUUUGGUGCAAAGGAACCAAGAAAUCGAGCACAAAUUGCAGGAGAAGAAAACGCAACUGCAGAAAUGGAGCGAAUUGCUCAACUGGCACGCGGAAUCCAUGAAUCAAUUAUCGCAUAUUAAAUACCAAAGCGACGCCGAAAAACUCAACCCCGAGGAACUUAAGAAACUGAUUAACGAAACCGACAACAUACUAGAAAAAGUAGUCAAUUGGAAAGAAACGUCCCAAAACAUAAACACCAAGGACAUAAUCGUUCUGGACAAGCAAACCGGUUUACCUCGAACGCCUGAAAACGUCGUAAGAGAAAUCGAAAUCAACACCAUCAAUCUCAAAGAGCAAUUAGCCAACAAAGUGUCCAAUCUUCAAACGUUAAUGCAGCAACGCGCCCAAUUCGCCCAACUGCAACAGGAAGCAAUGGCCGAAUCGGACGCCACUAAAGCGAAAUUAGCGGAAAUCCUCGCGCAAGUCAAGCACUCCAGCGAUCUACCCAAAGCCGUCGAGCAAUUGAACGACUUACUGCAAUCCCAGUUAGCCCAAUCCCCGGUUAAAGAGAAGCUCCGCAACGAAGCCGUGCAGUUGAUGAAGAAAGACCUCCAAAACGUUUCUGUCAUACAAAAUUCCCUCUCCGAAAUAGAGCAGAGCUUCAACAAAACGUACGACGCGAUCAGAGACGAGCAUUUGAAUCUGUCCGACAUCAUCUACGCUUGGAACGAGUUUCAAGAGGCCAAAGAUAAAAUCGUUACCGAUAUUGGUAAAAUCGAUAAGAGUGUGGAGAAUUUAGAUGCCCCGAACGAUGUGAUUCACGCCGGAGUGAACUGCGAAAAGGCCAAAAAGGCUCUAGAAGCUAUAAAGAAGACUCGAAUCGCUUUAGACAAGACUGACGCUAGAGCGCAAACGGUCAUUAAAAAAUCCGAAAACAUCCCAGGCAUCGAAUCCGAGGUUAAAAGAGAUCUGAAAAUACUAAACGACGCUUGGUCCAAAAUCUACGAGCGGAUAUUAAAAGUGGUGCAGAAGACCGAGUCCCAAGCGGCGAUUUGGAAGCACAUCGAAGACACCAAGACCAACCUGCUUCAAUGGCUGAGCGAACAGAACAACGAAAUCAUCAAAGCGGCCGAGAAGCCGAACGAAAAAGAGAUAGCCCAAGCGCGAUUGAGCAAAUAUCGCGAGGAAUUACCUGCACAGCAAAGAUUAUGUCAGAGCAUACCGCAGAAGAUAGAGCAAUUGCGCCAAUCUUGCGACAGUGAAGAGAUUCCCAAUCUGCAAAGUCUAGUAACGCUAUUAAACGAAGGCUUCGCGACGUUGGAUCAGAACGCUAAGCAACUCGAAUCUUUGACAUCCACGUUCGAGGAAAACGAGAAAAUCAUCAGGAAAAACAUCAAAGACACCGGCAACUCUAUAUCGUCGCUUAGAGAAGAAAUAGUCAAGUGCGAAGACUUAUCCGGAGACAACGCUAAGAUAUUGGAACGGCUACUUAAAGUCAAAAACUUGAAGCAACAAUUGCAAAAUCACGACCAGAACAUAAAACAAAUCGAAAACGACAUACAAACGAUGAAAAUCAAUUACCCGAACUUCGAGAACGCCCUUUCCAAAGAACAGCAACUGCUCAAAAAACGAUUCGACACUACCAUCAGUCACGUCGAUAAAAUCGAGAAUUCCCUUCAAACGUUCCUCAAUAAAUUCCACAACGAAAAGUACGGGGCCUUGCAAAGGAUCAUCAACGUGCACAAAGAGAAAAUCCAAUGGUGUUUACCCGAAUCCACAAGCGAUAAAUACAAUUUGGAAGUCAAACUGAAGGCUUUGGAACCUAUUCAAGCAGUAUUGGAGGACUGCGAAAAGAGAAAACAGGAAUUACUGAAUUCCAUUGCGAUUUUGGAACAAAUCGAAAAACCGGAUUCCAUUAAACUACAAAAAGCCGAACUGGAUCAUUUAUUAUACGAUUUAGAUACUCUCAAUAAACAGUUCGCCGAUGCAAAAACCACCCUUCAAAACAGCAUAGCCCUUCACGUAAAAUACGAACAAUUAUCCGAAAGUAUAGCUAACUGGCUGAAAGAAGCUGAAAACAAAGUCAAAGCAGAAAGCAGUCUACAAAUGGACGUUAACAAUAUCGAUAAGAAACUCGAAGAAAUCUCCGCUUUGUACCAAGAAGUGAAAGAUUACCAACAAGAAAUAGACAAAUUAACCCCAAUUAGCGAGGAACUAACCAAAGAAAUGCCCGACAGCAGGAUCAAACCGUUCGUUCAACAUCUUAACAGCAGAUACCAAGGUCUGAACAAAUUCCUAGCUCAUUACGUGGACAAAUUGAAGGAACUCGACAAAUACAAAUCGGAUUACGAAACAUCCAUAAAAGACGUGGAAGAUUGGCUGGUCAAAGCCGAAGGCAAAGUAAACGCUUUCUUCAAGAGCGCCAAGAAACCCAACCAAACCAUCCUGGAGGAAUUAAAGAACUUCGUCAAAGAGAAGGAAAUUGGACAAACAUUGCUCGCCAAAGCCGUAGAACGCGGCGAGGCCAUCUUCCCUGGCGUCACUCCGGAAAACAGAGACAUGAUUCGGGCGGAAUUGAGAAAUCUAAGAGACAAAUCCGAAGUUCUCAUCGACAAAGUCAACACUAUCUACAAACAAGUCGAAGCCAGUCUGAUGCAAAGGCAUUCGUUCGACGACAGCCUGCAGCAAGUCAAACUCUGGAUCGACGACGCCGAAUUGAAAUUAGGCGAUGAAAUCAAACUGGACGCGACGCUUCUGGAUAAGAAGCAAACUUUACACAGCUACAAGAUUCUAGCGCAGGAUAUUAACUUGCACAAGACGAUCUUGGAGCAAUUGCAAGAGAAAAUCGGAACGCUCUCCGACGCUGAUGCAGAGAAUAAAUUAGAAGACAACUUGCAAAAGUACAAUAAACUGGCAAGUGAAGUUGAUAAGAGGAUCGAAAUUGCUGAGAAAUUCGUCGCGAAUCACGAAUCCUACAAUCAAGCGGUGGAAAAGUGCAGAGAUUGGUUGAGCGCUUUGACCACCGAAGCUGCUUUAAUCGUCGAUGAAACUUCGACAGAGAACUCCGAAUCGAAAUUAGCGAUCGUUGAAAAUCUCUUGGCGCAGAAACAGGAAGGGGAUAGAAUGAUUAGCUUGUGUAAACAACAAUUAGAAACCGUCUUAAAGCAAACCGCUCCUGCUGGACACCCUUCGUUGAUUAACAAUUUCGAAGAGCAGGAGAAAUCUUGGCAAACGUUCUUGGAAUUGUGCCAAGAAGCACUGGAAAAACUAAGCGAAAUCCAAAACCAAUAUCUAGAAGUAUCCAAAAUCGUCGACGAUUUGGAAAACUGGCUGAAAACCAAGGAAAACUUCCUAAAAGACCAAAGCCUGAAGAACACCGAAAGCACGAAGAAAGCCCAUCUGGACAAACUCGAGUCAUUACAGAAGGAGAUCCAACAAAAAGAGCCGGACUUCAACAGAUUCCUCGAAUUGAGCAGUAAAUCCCUAACUGUCGACGCGAGAAUUUCACAAAUACCUACCAGAUAUCAAUCACUUAGAAACGCUGUUAAGGAGAACAAAGGAAAAUAUGAGAACUACGUCAAAGAGCAUCACGAUUUUAAUAUCCAGUACAACGAAUUCCUGCAAUGGUUGAUGGCAAAAGAAGAAGACCUGCAAAACUUUUCGCAAAUCGUAGGAGACGUUAACGUCCUACAAAACAGGCAAAAGGAAGUUAAAGACUUGAUAGACGAACGAAACCGAAGAAUUCCGGAAUUCGAAAAUUUGGUAGACAAAGGCGAAAAAUUGUACGCACAUACCUCGCCAGACGGCAGGGAAAUUAUAAGACAGCAACUGAAGAACAUCAGAACCAUCUGGGACACCCUUACCGAAGACCUCCAAGGAGCCAACAACAAAUUAGAGCAAUGCCUAACGCAGUUUUCCGACUUCACCGCCACCCAAGAGCAACUGACCAACUGGCUCAAAGACGUCGAAAAAGCCAUGCACCAACACACCGAACUCAAAUCCACCCUGCAGGAGAAACGCGCCCAAUUGCAAAACCACAAAAUCAUGCACCAGGAGAUCACCUCGCACCAACAACUCGUCGCCCAAGUUUGCGACAAGGCGCAGCAGCUGGUGGAUCAAACGCAAGACAAAUCACUCAACAUCUAUCUGCAAUCUAUCAAACAACUCUUCGCCAAUAUCGUCAACAAAUCGGAGGAGUUGCUGAAGAACUUGGAGGAGUGCGUCGAUCACCACGCGAACUACAACCAAUUAAUAGCCGAUUUCAAAAAAUGGAUCGGGGACCAGAACGAAAGGCUGAUGGAAUUUGUUGAUACCACCGGAGAAAAAAGCGACAUCAACAAGAGGAUCGAUAAUAUCCACGCUAUAAAAAGAGACAGCGAAUCCAAAGGGCCCCAACUGCUGGAUAAGCUGAAAGAAAAUGUCCUCAAUGUGGCUAAGAGUACGGCUCCGGCUGGAAUUGAAAAUUUGAAAACGGAACUUAUUUCCUUGGAGGAACUCCUGCAAAACCACUUGGACCUAAUCAACUCGACAUUGAGCAAUCAGAAUGACGCUUUGAAGCAAUGGAACGAAUUCGAAUCGGCUCUGGAAGCUCUGAACCAAUGGUCCAAAACCGUCGAAGCCGAUUUCAGAGACCAACCUCUUCAAGUCGGUUUGGAAGACAAAGAGAACAAGCUCAAAGAGCUGCAGAAACAACGCGAAGAAAUCUCCACCAAAGAAAAGGAAAUAGACGAUUUCGUCGAUAAAAGUCACGCGUUGUUAAAAACCAGCGGCUCCAACAAAAUCAAGCAAAUCACCUCGCAAAUCAGCAACAGAUUCCAAAAUUUGCACGUUUUGACCAAAGACAUCGUCAACAGAUGGCAAAAUAUCGUCGACGAUCACAAAAAAUACCAACACAAACUAGAAGAAACAUCAGCUUGGUUAUCACCAUUAGAAGAUCAUUUAAAAGCUCUACAAGAAGGUCAAAUAAGCGACAGCGCCGAAGCUAACAAUCGCUUGCAAGUCCUGCUCUCCGAAGCCGAGCAAGGCGAGCACAAACUCAACUCUUUAUCGCUACUAAGCGAGCGAUUGCUGCCAGACACAGCGACAGAGGGCAGAGAUAUAAUCAGAGCGGAGAUUAAAGCGAUCAGAGACAGAUGGGAAAAUUUAGCCGAAGGGGUGAAACAGCAACAGAAGCUGCAAGAAACCCAGUCACUUCAACUCGCCAACUACCAGGACUUACUCCAGCAAGCGCUGACGUGGCUGGAUGCCAUCGAGAAACAGAUCAAGAUCGAGCCCAACUCGUGGACGUCCAUCCAAGAAGUCAGAGGAAAGUUGCUCAAGCACAAAACCACCAACCAGGAAAUUUUGGCCCACAAGAGAUUCAUCGACGGAGUUAUAGAAAAAGCUGCAGCGUUAGCCCAACACACCAGCGGCAGCGAUAAAAUAGCAGAAAUAGAAGACACCGCGUCUUCCAUAAGCAACCGCUACCAAAACUUGCAGAAAGCCGCUCAAGACAACAUAAAACAAUUAGAGAAUUGUCUGGAAGUUUUCCAACAAUUCUACGACAUGCACAAGGCGCAGCAAGACGAUCAGAAGCAACUGUGGGAGAAGUUGAACAGCAACUUGGAUUAUGGCGGUAACAAGCAAUCCCUGGAAAAGAAACUGAACUUCAUCGCGGACCUCCAAGAGAACUUGCCGGAAAGCGCCAUGAAACUGGACGAGUUGCGAGCUUUCAUAAAGCAAAAAGCGCAGAAUUUGCCGGCCAGAGCGCAGGAAAAUAUGCAAAGGGACGUGGACAAUCUGAAAUUCGACAGGGAGAAGUUUAUUACAACUCUAGCCGAUGCCAAAUCUGCAUUGGAAAGUAGACUUAAGCAAUGGAGCGACUACGAAACCACCCUGGAUAAACUGUUGUGCUGGCUGGCUGACGCUGAAAUGACUCUGAAGAAUUACACUCUAAAAUCCACGUUGGACGAAAAACAAGAACAAUUCGAUAAAUACCAGGAACUAUCUAGAAUGAUCGAAUCGAGGAAAAUCGACAUGAAGGAGUUUGUUACGUUUACAGAUGAUUUGGAGCAAGCGUUGGCUCUAACUUUGAGACAAAACGAACCGGAAUUCGAUCGACUGUCGGACAGUUCCGCCGAAUUGGUGCAAAGCAGCAGCGACGCGAGGAUCGCCAAUAACGUGCAACAGAUAAUAUCCAGAUUCCAGUCGGUGCAGGUCACUGCCAGGGAGAUACUGAAGAAAUCCGAACAGGCUUUGGCCGAGCACAAACAAUUCGCCGACAAAUACCGCCAAUGCUCCGAUUGGAUCUCUGUUACCAGAAACAAAUUCGAUGAAUGCGAGAGGAACAUCCAAGGCGCUUCGCGACAGAGCUUGGAAGACCAAGCGAAGAUAAUCGAGGAGCUGAUGUCGCAACGACCCAACGCUACGUCUCUCCUCAACAGCACUAUUGAAACGGGAGAAAAAUUGUACUCGUCCACAUCUUUGGAAGGUAAGGAGGUGAUAGGUAAGCAAUUGCAAGAUCUGCGCGACGCCAUGGACUCGCUCUUCGACGAAAUCACCAAAACGGACAGGAACUUGAAAUCCGAUCACGUCAAGUGGCUGGGAUUCGAGGAGACCUUAGCCAAAGUUUCCAACUGGCUCAAGGAAACCGAGAAGCAGCUACCGCAGGAAAUUGAGUUGAAAGCUACUUUGGAAGAAAAGAAACUCCAGUUGCAAGUGUAUAGGAGUAAUUUACACGACUUAUCUUCCCGCCAACCGGAUAUUGCUGAUUUGCGCGACAAAUCCGACAGCUUGCCGGAGAAGAACCUGCACAUCGACAACCAAUUCAAAAACGCUUCGGACCAAUACGAAAAACUAUUGGAGAAAGCCCAGCACUUCGUGGAACAGUACGAGGUCAUCGUUGCUAACCACCAGCAAUACGAUAAAGCUGUCGAAGACGCCAACGAUUGGAUCGAUACAACUAAUUCGACCAUUGGAAAUUUGGCUGACUUGGAUUUGGAUAGGACAAGCUUACAAUCCAAUUUGGAGAGAUUAAAAGCACUUAAAGCUUCCAUGCGCGACGAGGAAUCUAGAAUACUCUCCGUGAAAUCUCUAGGAGACAAAGUCAUCCCAGGCACCAUAGACUACGGUCAGGUUACCAUAAGAUCGGAGAUACAAAAAUCCCAACAAGAAUGGGCAGCUUUAGUUUCCCUUUUGGACGCUUCGAUCCAGCAACUCGAAAACAAACUCGCCCUUUGGACCGAGUACGAAUCCCUUAAAGACAAAUGUCUCACAUGGAUCAGAGACACCGACAAUAAACUCCACUCGGUAGAUCUAAAACCUACCGCGCACGAGAAGAAAAACCAGCUCGACGUCCUCAAGAAACUCCAAGGCGAAGUCAAGGCCAAAGAACUGGAAAUCGAUCAAGUCACGGAGCGAGCGCAGCAAUUGAACAAAGGCAUAAUGGGCAGGCCGUCGCAGAUAUCCGAACUCGGCGUUAAAUACCAGCAAAUCUGCCAGAAGAUCAAGGAUCUGACCGCCAGAUGGCAACAGCACGUCGCCAAUCACCAAGACUUCGACACGCAAGUCGAACGAUUCUCCGAAUGGAUGAACGACAUCAAAAACAAACUGGCUUACUGCUCGGACAUUACGGGCGUCCCCCAAAAGGAAAUGGAAGCCAAAUUAGAAGCAGUGCAGGAAUUGGUGUUGCGAAAAGAGGAAGGCUCGUCGAAGCUGCAAGCUUUGGUUGAGCUGGCUCAAAUCGUCCUGGCUAACACGGCGCCUCAAGGCCAUACGGAAAUCAACGAAACGCUCGCUAAACUCCAAGAAGAUUGGUCUAACUUAGCGUCUUCGUUGGUCGAAACCAAGAGCACUCUGGACGAGGCUCUGACCAAAUGGGCUGAGCUGCUGCAGGAGAUCAAAUCGCUCGUUAAGACGAUCGAAUCUCUGGAAGCGCAAUACGACGAAUUGUCCCCGUUGCAAGCCACGUUGACCGAAAAGAAGACUUUCUUAGCGAGAAUCAAGACACUAGAAGAGAAAACUAGAGGAGAAAAAAUCGACGUCGACAAUUUCGCCUCGCAAGUGGCCCAAGUUCUGCAGAAGAAGAAAGGCGGCGAAGCCACCACGGAAGCGCAAGAAACCCUCAACAAAUUCGUUGCUCUAGCUGAGAAAAUAUUCAAAUUAUCAUCCGAUCGAGACGCGCAGUAUAAAGAUCACAAGGUCUACAAGGAAGCCUACGACGAAGUCCAAAGUUGGAUGACCAGGGCCCAGGAAAAGGUACCGCAAUUGCAGCGACCUUUGGGCGAAAAACUCACGGUGGAAGCUCUAGCAGCUCCGCUGGAUCACUUGCUGAACAAGAAAGCUCAAGGAGAAGUUCUCCUGGAAAAUUUGGAACACACCGCUCAAGUCGUUCUUCCAAACACCAACGAUAAAGGCCAAGAACUGAUAAACAACGACAUACGAGCCUUAAAAGAGGCCUUUGAAAGACUCUUUAAAGACCUCAAACAACAAAGAGAACAAUUAGACAACGUCCUAUCCAAUUGGCGAGAUUACAAAGACGAAUACGAAAAAGUCUCGGAUUGGCUGCAACAGAUAACGAUCCUCAUAAAGAACCAGAAAAUCGCCUUAAUGCCUACACUACAGGAAAAAGAAAAGCAAGUCAAAGACGUCAAAGACAUCCUUAAAAACCUAAUCGAAGGAAAAGACCAAAUAGACAAAUUAAACAAAUCAGCAGGCGUGCUGCUAAAUUCCCCGCUAGAAACGCACGUUAACCACCAAUUGCAACAACUAAACUCCAGAUAUCAAGUGGAAGUCAGCCUAGCCAACGACGUGUUGAAAAAAGUCGAAAACAACUACGAGCAACACAAAGAAUACUCCGAGAAUCUGGAGAAGACGCGAGGUUGGAUCGACAACGCCCGAGAAUUAGUCAGAGUGUGCUCCGAAGCUGUAUCUCACAGCAGCAAAGACACCUUGCAAUCGCACCUCGAUAAAAUCCAAGAGCUGCUGCUACAGCGAGAGGAAGGCCAAAAUUUAGUCCACGUAACCGUCAAUUGCGGCGAAAAGGUAAUCAGAAACACCAGAUCCGACGGCAGAGAGACCAUCAACAACGAGAUAAAAGAGAUACAAUCGGACUGGGAACGAAUCGUCAAGAAACUGGCCACCACUAAAGUUAAUCUAGAAACUGCUUUGCUACAAUGGGCCGACUACGACAGCUCCUACAACCAGCUACAACAGUGGAUAACCGAUCGCGAAGCGAAGCUUCAACAAGUCACCGAGCCCAAAGUGACGAAAACAGAAAAGAAAGGCCUGAGCAGCCUUCCUAUCGGCGACAAAAAGGCCACUCUUCGCGAAACUGGCAGUAUUUUACAAGACAUCGUUUCCUUCGAACCAAUGAUCCAAUCUGUUGCGUCCAAGGCUGAGGAUCUCAAACAAGCAGCUCCAGCUUCCGAAAUUUCCACCAAGUACGAAAGCUUGUCCAGGCAAGCUCAAGAGUUGUACGACAAACAGAAGGAGGUGGUGGAAAAGCACGAGGCUUUCGUAGAUGCUGCUAAUGACCUGCACCAAUGGAUCAGGAACGCCAGAGAGCGCUUGGGCAAAUGCUCGGAGCCGACCGGCGACAAGGAGAGCUUGGGUAGCAAACUGUCACAGCUAAAAGCGCUGAAAAACGAAGUAGCAGAGGGCCAGAAGAAGUUAGAAACUGCCAUCGACUUGGCGGAUAAAGCCAUACCUUUCGCUACGGAUAUGGACAAAGAAAUUAUAGAAGAAGAAGUAGGUUUGUUGCAAGACGAUUUCGAUAGCUACGUGGAAGAUUUGAACAACACGAAGAGCUUGUUGGAAACGGGCAUAGUGAAGUGGACGGAAUACGAAGAACAAUACCAAGAUGCGCUCGAAUGGCUGUCGCAAACGGAGAAAAUGGUGCAGUCUUACAACAAGCUACAAGACAGCUUGGAGGAAAAACGCGCCGUUUUGGAGCACUUCCAGCUGCAACUGCAGAACUUGUUUGAUUGGCAAACUGAGCUAGACAAAUUAAAUAUGAAAGCUCAGGUUCUAUUAGAAACUUGCGCAGACACGAGAGUCAGUAACGCUAUCACCCAAAUCUCCACUAAAUACAACGCAAUUCUAUCCUUAGCAAAAGAAAUAAUGCGCAGAUUAGAACUGCAUUACCAAGAGCACCAACAACACAACGCCCUCUACCAAGAAUGCCAAGAUUGGAUGGACAGAACGAGAGACAAACUGAACAGUUGCUUGGAAAUCCCCAACACACUAUCAGAAGUCAACAACAAACUGCAAAUAGUCAAAAACAUUCGAUCCUCGUUAGAACAAGGCCAGAACAAGUUGAGGUACAUACAAGAACUGAAGGAGAAAGUCAUCAUGAACACCGAGCAAUCCGGCGCCGCUAAAAUCAAGGAAGACACCGAAAACCUCAAAAUCGACAUGGAGAAACUGCUGAACGACACCCAAGAUGCCAGGUCCAAAUUGCAAGCCAGAAUUAACCAGUUAGAAGACGUCGACAAAAUUUACAAGCAGCUCCUCGAUUGGCUCGACGAACAAGAAAGCCAAAUUCGCUUCGACGACGAUUAUCUCAACGAAUUGGGCGAGAAACGGGCCAAGCUGGAGAAACUGAAGGCAGUUCAGAAGGAAAUUGACGCCCACAACGAUUUGGUAGACAAACUCAAAGCCAAGCUAGACGAAGAUUCUUCGCUCCGGAGCAAAGAUUACGAAAGCGCCAUCCAACGCUUCGAAAAAUUCAAGAAAAACUUGAACGACUUAUCCGCGAAUCUGCACUCAGAAGUGGACGAUCACGACAAAUACAAAUCCUCCUACAACGCGUCGUGCGAUAAAAUCAGAAAAGCGCAAAUGGAGUUGCAGACUUGCUCCGAUUUGCACAACGAAUUGGACAAGAUAAUCGAGAAAGAAUCCAAAGCGUUCGAAAUAUCCGAGUCUCUCAAAGAAUGCGACGAUCUAAUCCACAAAACUAUAGAACUCAGCAUUCUUGUCAUGAAAACUACAGGCAACGAAGGCAAAGAGAUCAUCAGAAACGAAAUCGAACAGCUUAACAUCGAUUGGGAGGGACUGCAAUUCAUCUGCGAGGACACCAAGAAAUCUCUGAAGAAUUGCAAAAACGCUUGGGAAGAAUACAAGAAUUGCUACAACUCGAUGAGCGAGUCGAUAGAAAAGCACCAGCAAUCUCUAGGCGAAUACGCAAACCUAGAAUUCAACUCCGAAGCUUUAGAAAAAUGCAAAGCUUUACUGGACGAUAUAGUAGCUUUGAAGCCCAGCAUGGAGAAUCUCACGGAUCUCUGCGAGACUCUCAUCGAAUAUUGCGCCAUUAGCUGGGUGAGAGACAAAACAGUGCAGCUACAAACCAAAUACAUGAAUCUCCUGACCAACACCCAAACUCUAGUAUCGAAAAUAGAGAAGAACCUGACGGAUCAAACGGAUUUCGUAAACACCAAAAAGGAGCUGGAGCAAUGGCUGCAAAACGCUCACGCCGCCAUCCAAAGCUGCGUCGGCGUCACCGAUGAACCCGCCAUCAAAGAAAAACUGGUCGUCAUUGCCAAUAUCGAAUCCAACUUAGGCGAAGGCCAAGCGCUGCUGAACAAGCUCCAAGAAUCCUUCGGCAAGGCCAUCAACGUGGCUCCGAGCGACAAACAAAACGAACUCAGAGACGACAUGACCGCGCUGAGGAACAGCUGGGAUCAAAUCAACAUGAACAUCAAGUCCAUCCAGGCGCAACUCAAAGCCAGCCUGGCCAGAUGGGAGGAGUUCAACAGCAACAAGCAGGCCUUUGACGCUUGGCUGACCGCCACCGAGAAGAAGCUGCACGAGAAAGUCUCCACCAAAGGCGAAGUCAGCGAAAUAAAAACCUUGCUGGAACGGUUCAAGAAUUUACAAAGCGAAAUCCACAACAAGGAAAGCGAAUUGGACAGAUUGAGGAACGAUUCUCGUGAAUUGAGCUCGUUGGCGCAACAGCCCACCAAAAUCGAUUCGGUGAACGAACUGGAGAACCGAUACUCCAAACUAGUCGAAGCUUGCAACGCAAUCAAAGAAUCGUUCGAAAAGGAAUUGGACGAUUACAACGUCUACCACCAGAAGCUCCAAGACACCGAAAAGUGGUUGCUGCAAGUCUCCUUCCAACUCAUGGCGCACAAUUCCCUAUACAUCAGCAAUAGAGAACAAACUGAAGAGCAGCUGGCCCAACACGUGGCCCUUUUGGAGGAAAUUCAGAAGUACCAGUCCACUCUCGACGACGUCAGAUCGAAGGGUCAAGCUCAGAUCUCCAAGUACGAGAAAGAAGCGCCCGCUGUUAAAGACAACAUAGAAAGACAACUCAACAACGUCCAGGAGAGCUACAAUUCCCUGUUACAAACUGCUUUGCAAAUCAAAAAUCGACUAGCCGAUUCGCUAGCGAAAUUCAAAGAAUACGAAGACACAUUGGACAGCAUCAUGCAGAAUUUGGACGAAAUCGAACCGGUCGUCAUCGAAGAGUCGGAGAGACCCGUUGAAAACUUGGACGAAGCCAAAGAACGACUGGAAAUUGCAAAAACGCUUCACACAAAAUUGCAGAGCGAGAAAUCUCGAUUGGCGAUUGCCGUGCAAGCCUGCGAAGCAGCUACUGCAUCAAUCAGUCGUCCGAGCAGUCCCAGGGACACGCUACCUCCUCCGGUUCCCAUCAAGGAGCUCGAAUGCAGAGCCAGGCUCGAGGAUGUUAUAGACCAGAUACAAGCUCAUCUCAGCGACUUGACCGCGGCGGUCGCAGAGUUUGAAGAACAAAACAAACAGAGGACGGAACUCAAGAACUGGAUACAAGCUCAAAAGUCGGUGGUGAACGAUUGGAAGAAUCGACCGGUGAAGUUGCGAGCGGACGCUGCUAAACAGGACAUCAGCAACAUGAACGAUCUUCUGGCUUCCAUAGACCAGCGCAGGAAUCUUCUGAUAUCGGAAUUGGCUGCGUCUGGCGACGAAAACGACGAGUUGGAGAGGGCAUUGAACGAAUUGGAGAAGGAUUUGAUAGGCGUCAUUGCGCAGAAACAAGCUAAUAUGGAAGUAAUUGACGAUUACAGACAGAAUGUUCAAGUCAUGAACAAUUGGCUGGAUAAUUUGGGCAAACGUAUAGAAGCUAUAGACAAGGGUUCGGGUCUAAAUUGCGAUCAAAAACAAGCCUCCAUUCAAGAAAUUAAAGCCGAAUUUGACGAUCAAGGUCCUAAAAGAUUGGAUGACUACAAACGGCUCGCUGCCCAAGUGACGGAAUUCGUCAAUAAUUUAGACUCCCAGCAAAUCGAAGACCAAUCGAAAUCCAUCGAAAGGCGCUACAACGACUUGCUGAAGAGGCUCCAAAGAAAACUACAAGUAUUGGAAACGACUAAGAAAGGAAUCGAAGACACUACUAACGAAAUAGCCACAGCUAGAGAAUGGAUACAAAAGAAAACCGCUGAAUUGAAACAACCGGAACCCUUAGGCUUCGAAAGCAGGAAAAUAGACGACAAAAUCAACUCUUUGAAAGACCUACUCAAAGAAGCAGGCGCUAAACAGAUUCUCAAAGAAACGCUGCUCAAACGCCUUACCAACAUGUCCAACGAAUUAGAACCGAACGAAGCCUCCCAAAUCGACAAGCACUUGAAGGACCUAGACAACGAGCAAGGCCAACUAACCGAUCUAAUCAAAUCGGAAAUCGACAGAGUAUCCACGGCAGCCGACGCCAGAAGGAAACUCGAACAGGACCUCCACAAAGCCAAGGCCUGGCUCAAAGCCAAAAACGCCGAGAUCAAGAAACUCUCCGGCUACCUGCCGCUCAAAGCCAGCCAAGUGGAAAACGAGAUAGAGCAGCACGCCGCCCACGAAGCCGACAUCAAGCGGUUCAAAGACGGCGAGCUGAACGACCUGCUCAAACUCGGCAACGGCAUCCUGAAGGAUUGCGACGCGAACGAUCGCGAGCGCCUCCAGCGUCUCCUCGACGAAGUCCAAGACGAGUACGAAUCGCUCCAGCAGGAGUCGCGGCAAAAGAUCGCCGCCUUGCGGGACUUGUUGAACGGACGAAACGGCUUCGAGAACCAGAUCGAGGAGUGCGUGAACUGGCUCAAGGAAGCCGAAGUGGCCACGUCCUCGGACAUCAGAGGCAGCAACGUCGACGUGCUCGAAGAGCAGCUGGUGAAAUACGAGAAACUAAACGAAGACUCGAAAUCCUACAAAACAGCCAUUGAGAAGAUUGUCGAGCAAGCCAAGGCGAUCUUACCCACCCUGUGCGAGUCUGAUAAGAUGAUCCUGAACGAUACAAUAUCAGGUCUAAAAGACCGCCACAGACGCGUUACUGACGUUAUAGAAGACAGGGCUACCGGGCUCAAGCAGAACAUCCAGCAGCUGAAGGACGCGCAACAGCGAAUCGAAGACGCCAAGAAGUUCAUUCAGGACAUCAAGGCGCAGCUGCAGGAGCUCAACAGGCCUCUCGGGCCGAAGGUGGAGGACGUGCAGCAAGUUCUGACGGCGUACGAGAGGUUGCUGAGGGACGUUCGAGACAACAAGGCCAAAUUGAGCAGCGCGCCCGGAGCUAAUAUGGCCGAAUUGCAAUCUUUGAUCAACGAAGAAGACGAUUUGAUUAAAUUUAUAGAAGACCAAAUCGCUAAACGUCGCCAAUUGUUGCUUCUAAGAGAACAAUACUUAGCUCUCAUCACGGAAAUAACGACUUUCAUUACUAAAUAUACCGAGAUAGUGAGAGAUAUGGAAAAAUCCAGAGAGCCCAUCCAGGAGAAGAUAAAGAAAUACGACGAUAUUAUUCAUAAAAUACAAGAAUGCGAGGCUUUGCUAGCUUCCGCGUCGGACAAGGGCCAGCAAAUAGCCAACGACGGAUCCGUUCAGGACAAAAACGAUAUAACUGAGCAACUGCAAUCUUUGAAACAAUCUCUGCAGACGCUCAGAAGAGCGGUGGAGAAACAGAGACAAGAACACGAAAAUACCGCCGCUGAACAUCUCAAGAUAUCCGCCGAGCUUGAAGAAGUUUUAGAUUGGCUGCACGACAACGAAAGCAUCGUCAGAUCUCGACCUUUGCUCGGUAGAGACGUCGGAACUGUGGACAGGGAAAUGAAAAACCACGAUAAACUAGCCGAGAAAGUUAAUAGCCAUUUGGACCAAAUCAGGAAGAUCCAAGAAGCGACCAAAAACGACGAAAGCCUGCCCGGUUCGAUUCAAGAACAACUCCAAGAAGCCAAUUCCUUGUUAGUUUCCCUGCCCAGAGAAUUGGAAGAGAGAAGAAACUAUUUGGAAAACAACAAAACCGUUAGAGAAGAAUACGCGGAACACAAACAGAAGCUCUACGAUUGGGUGAAAGAAGCCGAAAUCAGACUGGCCACGUACAAAGAUGGCGUAGACUUCGAAAACAUCCACGAAGAAUUGGAAGAGCACAAGCACUUCUUUAGCACCGAACCCACAAUCAAGGAACUGGUCCACCAGACCAUCCAGCAGGCAGCUGACAAGAUCUUCCCCAGCCUGACAGCCUACGAGCAGGAGGAGCUCAGCAGAGAGCAACAGCAGCACACCCAAACGUUGAAGAACACUUUGAACUCGGCCAAAUCGCAGCAGGCCCAGCUGGAGCAGGACGUGGAAAUUUGGAAGGACUACUGCAACGCUUUGGAGAAAGUCAGGAGCAUUAUCGACGGCGCUAAGUUCACCGACGAACCCGCUUCUACGCUUGCAGGAUUGCACUUUAACGUCCAGAAAAUAUCGCACGCUCUCAAUGAUAUGCAGAGUAUAUUUUUCACCUUGCAGAACCAGCAGCUGGAGCUUGAACUGCUGCAGGAUAGAGUUAACGAAAUCCUCAAGCAGGCGGACCAAAGAAAUCGAGAGAAAAUCCAAUCCCAAAGCGAGGAAAUCACCGAAGAAUGGAACUCUCUCGUAACCGAUCUGGAGAAGAGAAGAGACACCUUUACCGGUUUGGCGCAAAAAUGGGAGAUCUUCGAGAGCAAAUGGCAGAUCUUCGAAAGUUUGCUGGACGGCGUCGCCGAGAAGGCCAAAAACCUGGACUGCGUGGCGAGAAACAAAGAGCACGUGGUUCUCACUAAAAGGAACAUACAAGAGCUGCAAUUGGAAGCCGAUAGCAUCAAAAUCCAUCAAGACGAAGUGAGGAAAUUAUCCGAUGAGAUUCUAAAGUUCCUGACUGGAAGCGCCCAAGCUUCUGCCGAUGCCCUUUCGAAUAAACUGAAGCAACUCGACGAUGCUUAUCAAAGGCUUUUGACUGACCUAAAAGAAAAACACCAAAAAACAACGACAGACUUACAACAACUCGAGCAAUCUCUGCAGGACAUUGCGAACAAAAAAUCCCACUUGCAAAACCUCAAAAAAGAAAUCGAGAAAUUCUACGUAUUCGACGCGAAUCUCUCCACCACCGAAGAAAACCUAAAGCAACUCCAAAUUCGAGUCAAAGAAGCGAUCGGAGACACCAAACAAUUCGCCGCCGAGCUGGCCAAAAGGUACAUCUCAUCGCAGAACUUGGUGCCUUCGGACGUGUCCCAGCAGCUCAACCAAUUGGAAUUAUCCGCGGAAUCCGUGGCGACGGCGAUGGAGGAAAAAGACAGGGAGUUCAAGAAGGCCCGCACCAUCCGCACGGACUUCUCCCGCGACGUGGACGAGGUCCAAAGCUGGAUCAAAGAGGCCGAACUGAGAAUACAAGACCGCUCCAUCGAGCCGCAGUUGCUGCACGAGCACCUGCAACAGAUCCAAUUGGAGCUCGGCAGCGUCCACGACAAAUUGGACAAGCUCACGCGCAACGGCCGGAUCAUCAUAGAAAAGACCAAAGAUAACGAGGAAAAGGAACUAACGCAGUCGACUAUCAACAACCUGACCGAUCAAUUCGUUCAACUCAAAUCGCUGCUGGACGAUAAACGGCAGCAGAUCGGCGAAACUCUCGACGCUUGGCAACGCUUCCUCGGCUUGUACCGAGCCGUGAUGCAAUGGGUCGAGGAAAAGAAGGAAUUCCUGAAGGAACCACUUCGACUUAGCACCUUGACCGAAGCCAAGCAGAAGUUCCACGAAUAUUCAAAUGCCGUGAGGAGCUGCAAGAGCGCUACUAAAAACUUGAGCGAUAUGGCGAAGGAAUUGGAGAACAUCGGUAAUGUGACCAGCGUGGGGGAUUUACCUCAGAAAAUGGAGGAAGCAGAAGAGGCGAAAAUCGAAGUAGAAACGCUUAUUUUGGAACGGAACGGGUUGUUAUCCGAAACCUCGGAGGAAUGGGACCAAUGCGAGAAGAAGAUCAAAGAAGUGCGCAUUUGGAUAGACAAAACGAAAACCUCCUUGGACUCGCAACAAAACAAGAAGAAACCGCUCAGAGACCAGCACGGUUUGCGCGAGAAAACCCUAGCCGACAUCCAAAUACAAAAAACCAAAAUCUCCUUAUCCGUAGAGAAAUUACAGGUGCAUUUCCAAUCGGGCAUCGAGAGCGACUCGAAGGUGACCCAAUCGGCCGAAGAGGUGAUCGUCGAUCUCGACGAACUGAACGCCUCGGUGCGCGCCCAAACCGCCCAACUGGAGGCGGCCAUCGCCCAAGUCGACGGCUACCAGCAGGAGGUGCAGCAGCUGCGCCAGCAGAUCGUGCAAGUGGAGCAACAGCUGCGCACGACGCUGGCGCCGAACUACCUGCCGCACGAUCGAGACCGGGCGCUGCACGACCAACAGGCGUGGAUCGAAGCGAACCGGCGGAAGAUCUCGCUGCUCGUGUCACGCAUCCAACAAACGGAUCCCUACAACGCUUACGUUCAUCCAGAUUAUUCCCUUCUUGGAAUUUCCUACGCCGACGUCACCGCCAGGUGCUCGAAAUCUCAAGAACGCCCGCACGAUAUACUCGAACCGCUCCCUGAGCCAGAACCGCGACCGGAACCCGUUCAGCUGGAGGCCGAAUCGCCGCCGAAGGUGCCGCCUAGGAACCGACGCGGCCGCUCGCCCAGGCCCAAAACGCGUUUGCCCAAGAAAAAACCGGCGAUAGAAAUUUCUGAAGCGCCCGCUGAAGGAGCGAUUUCUUCGCGAUCUCCGGAUGGCAGCCGCUCCCGCUUGGCGGUCGAGGCGAGGCAAGGCGCGCGCAGCCGCUCGCCCAGCCCCAUGUGGAUGCCGGGCCAAACGACCUACGCGGAAAUUUUGAAAGGAAAAUUGAAGAACUCCGAUGGGUUUGGCGGCGAGAGCGAGGAAUUCAUCGAUUCCUUCGAAACCGAACCUGCGCCACCCUCGCAUUUCGCACGAGAACUAGCUACUUCAGAACAAACGCCUAAAGAGAGUCAAGUGGAGCAAUUUUCUCCGCUGCCGGAUCCGAUUCACCAAUGGAACCAAUACCACCAACAAGGUUACGCCACGUUGCAAACGCAAACGAACUACUACGAUCAAUUAUCCGGCUCUACUUACAUCCAACAGUUACCUGAUAUAGUAAAUUUCAUCGCAUCAGGCCAACAAUUACUCAAUUCCGGCCUGGGCACUUUCCACGGCGAUUUGACCUACGAUCGAAGCGUUUACCCGAACGCCGAAGAACCCUCUCCAGCUGAACGCGCCGAAGCGGAAAUCGCAAACGAAGAACCAAUCGGUUCGUACGGCUCAUCUUACGCUAGAAUUUUGGCUCAGGGAUUGCCGUCCAGACCUCUCCAGCCAUCCAGUCCAUCUAGUUUAGCAACAGUGCAACGCUCGAACGCUCGACGAGGCCCCGGACCGAUGUCUCCAGCGCCUGGUGGCUCCACGCGCGUGGAAGAAACGCGGUCCGCGCCGGGGCAGCGCGCUACGUACGAUUCCUUGACGGACAUAUCUCGAGAAGAGAGAUUCCUCAAUGUUGCUGCGGAGCAACAUCAAGAAACAUUCGAUAGAUUCGAAACCGAUCGGUCGUGUCCUCGCCGCGGAGAGCCUGUUGAUGAAACAGGUGGCGAUGGAACGAUCGGAAUUACCUCCCCGAAAGGCUUAUUUAGCGAUAGUGGUGUUUAUCCCAAUGAUAGAGUGAGUAAAAAUAAGAGAAACGAUGAGUUAAGUAAGUCGCAUGUUAAGCAAAUAACCGUAACGAAAUUUAAAACGAAGACUGUUAAGUCGCCCGAAAUUCGCGUGGAAGAGACCAAAAUAACGACCGUUGUCGAAAUGCCUUCGAUCGAAGACGAUUUAGAUCGCGUCGCUGAAGAUAAAAUCAAGAAAUCGAAGAAGAAACGGAAAAAUAAGCAGCCGAAAGCGGAAGAGACUAAAGCGGCUUUCGUGAUUGAAGAAGUCAUCAGGCAUAUUUCUGAUGAAAGUGGAGAUGAAGCGAAAGAACUUCCAGUUAGACCUCCGAAAAAAGAAAAGAAACGUAAACUUAAAAUAGUUCAAGAAGACACCAAUAAACUAGAAAAUCUAGAACAAACUAUUUCUUCUAUAACCUUGUCUGAAUCUAACCACGAAAAUAAUAUUUGCGAACAAAUAUUGGUGGCAGAUCCCUCGAAUACCGCUCAAGAGAUGGUUCAGGAAACUCGAUUAAAAGAAGAAGUUAGCGAAAAGUUGGAAAAGAAAAAGUCUAAGAAGCACAAAGAUGAAGAACCACAAGUUGUAGAAAUUGUACAAGAUGUUACAAAAUUAGAAACUACUCAAAUUGAUGCUUCGGUUGAAGAAGAAUCAAAAGUUAGUAAACCUAAAAGGCAAAAACAUAAGAAACCAUCUAAAAUUGAAGAAACUGUUGAGAAAGAACCAGAGGUUCUCAAAGCAGAGAAAGAAUUUGUAAACACAGAAGUGGUACAAUUGGAAACGACUCCAAUUGAGGAGACAUUAACAUCUGAUAGAGAAAUUAAGCCUAAAAAGAAGAAACAUAAGAAAUCUUCCAGGGUUGUUAUGGAAGAAGGCAAAUCAGAUAUAGUCGAUGAAGAAAUAAUUAAAGAGGAACCUGAAGAAAAAGUUGUCAAAUCAGAAAUUGUUCAAAUUGAAACGACAACUAUUGAAGAAAUAUCAUCAACUGAUAAAGAAAUUAAACCCAAAAAGAAAAAACAUAAGAAAGCUCCUAAAGUUGUUCUGGAAGAAUGCAAAUCAGAUAUUACCGAAGAAGUUACUGAAACCGAGCAACCUGAAGGAGAACUUCUGAAAUCAGAAAUUGUUCAAAUUGAAACUGCAUCAACUGAGGAAAUAUCAUCAACUGAUAAAGAAAUUAAACCCAAAAAGAAGAAACAUAAAAAAACUCCUAAAAUUGUUAUCGAUGAAUGCAAAUCAGAUAUAGCUGAAGAAAAUGUUAGUAAAGAAGAACAACUUAAAGAAGAAGUUGUGGAAUCAAAAAUUGUUCAAAUUGAGACAGAAUCAAUUGAAGAAACAUCAACAUCAGAACAGGAAAUUAAGCAUAAAAAGAAGAAACAUAAGAAAGCUCCUAAAAUUGUUAUCGAUGAAUGCAAAUCAGAAAUAGUUGAAGAAGAUGUUAGUAAAGAAGAACAACCUGAAGACAAAGUUGUGGAAUCAGAAAUUGUUCAAAUUGAAACAGCUUCAAUUAAAGAAAUUUCAACAUCAGAUAAAGAAAUCAAACCCAAAAAGAAGAAGCAUAGGAAAGAUCCUAAAAUUGUUAUCGAUGAAUGUAAAUCAGAUGUAGUUGAAGAAGAAGUUAGUAAAAAGGAGCAACCUAAAGAAGAAGCUGUAAAAUCAGAAAUUGUUCGAAUCGAAACGACAACAAUCACUGAAGAAACGGGAACUGAUAAUAAACCUAAAAAGAAAAAGCAAAAGAAAACAACUAAAAAUGAUAAUGAAGAAAUUAUACCUAAUAAAAUUGAAGAAAUUAAAACUGAUGAUUCAGAAAUUAAGCCAAUUGAUAAUAUCAAAACCGAGGUAUCUGAAAUCGUUAAGAAACCUAGAAAGAAAAAAGAUAAAAAUGACCAACAAACCAAAAUAGAAGAAGCUACUGUUAUUAAUCAACUUACAGAAAUUCCUGCUAUUGAAAAUAUAAAACCUGCAGAAGCUUUACAAAAGAGUUGCGAUAAAGAAGAAAUUAUAAUCGAUUUAGAACCCGAAAGUGUAUCGGAAAAUUCCGCUGCCACUGGAGAAGACGUUCUUAUUGAAUUAGGAAACGAUUGUAAUCAACUAGAAGAAACUCUGGAAUUGUUGCAGACAACUUACAAUGGAACAAAAGAAAUUGAAACCCCCGAAAUAACCCUAAUAAAUGAGAGUGACAAACUGGUACAGCAGGAAAUUGACGUUAUCCCGCUAAAUACUUCUAACAGCUCUUCAAUUCUUUCAUCAACUGUUACCAAUACUUCACCAGAAUCAUCGGUAAUCGAUCACAACAAAAUGACCGUGUCAGAAAUCAACGAAAUAUUUUUGAAUAAUGAGAAAAUCAUCAACCAAAUUCCGUGCAAACCGUUCGAAGAUGCGUUGAAGAAAUCAACGAAAAACGAACUAUUGGCGUCCAGUAAAGAAGUUAUGCAAGCAUCAUCAGACAUUGUCCAAUCGGUAAUUUCUAAUGCUUUGUCGAAAAUAACCACCAAGAAAGAACAAACAACCGAAAGAGAAGAGAGAAGUGUGAACACUGUUUCUACUACUAAUACUACUACUACUGUUAAAUCGGUGGAAAGAAAAGAGACUGGGGAUAGUAACAAAAUAGCCGUUAAAAUUACUACUGAAAUCCAAAAACCGAAGGAAACUAAAAAAGUCAUCUUAAUUACACACGAAGAAGUCCGAACAAAACCAGUGGUAUCCAUAAAAAUGGAAUUCAAAGAUAAUUCCACCAAACUGUUAGAGGAGCAACUUAUUGAAAACGUUGAAAUUAACACUACAAAAACCAAUAAUACCGAAUUAUUCGUUAAUGUAGAAGAACAUCUACUCACCAACGGCCAUUCCACGGAAGAAGACACCAAAGAGAAACGAAUAGAAGAUCCAUUCUCUAUCGAUAUGGAGCAAGUUCUAUUCGGGUCCGUAAAGGAAAGGCCUAGUCAAAAAGCGGCUAGGAAAGCCAAACAGGCGAGCCAAAAGGAACUUCUCUCUCCUUCUAACAUUGAAAUAACAACCACCGACGUCACGGUUAAAAAUGUGACUGAAAUUGACGGAACAGAAGUGUCAUUGUCAAGGGUAGAUUCAAUAGUUGAAACUGAAAUUAAUACUUUCGAAAAUAUUAUGGACGUUUUGGAUUCGCGAAAGAAGAGAAAAAAUUCGAGAGACGGGACCAAAUCUAAAAGCGACGCCAAGGGUUCUAAUAGUGAGUCGGUCGAGACCUCUUUGGUUCAAUUUAAAGAUAACGAACCGGCUUUUAUUUCAGACGAGGAAUUGGUGGAAAAACCCUUAACAGUAGAAAGCGAAUGCAAAGAAUCCGAUGAUAAAGUACCAACGUUAACGGUAGUGGAACAAGAAACUAAAAAAUCCAAAAAGAAGAAGCAGAAAAACAAGAAAGCUAAAAGCGAGGAAGAUUCGCUAUCUAAACCACCGCAAGAAGCACAAGAUACAGCAGAAACAUCUAAAGUUCUAAAGCAGCUCAAAGAGGAAACUUUGCAGAAAUACCAACUGAACAUCGCUAAUAUUCCUGAUAGGAAAACCAAACAUGUUCCUAAAAGUGAAACCAAAACUCCAGAAGAAAAACGCGAAGAAUUUCAUAGACAACUAAUUUCUGAGGAUAAAUUCGAAGUGAUUCCAGACGAAACCAUUCCAAAAUCUGACACAGAAAAUUUCAUUUUCGUCGAAAAAGAACACCAGGAUGAAGAUAAUCGGGAACCAGCAUCGCCCAAAAUCCGCGUUAUUAAAAAACAAGAUUUUUACGAAAACCUUCCGUCUGUUCCGCUAUCUCCGGAAGCACCUUUACCGGAAAUUGCAUAUUUAGAAGCUACAUCAACGGAUCUAACUCCAACAAAAUUAGCGGAAGAACCGAAACAAACCACCAAUGACGCUCUCACGGAGCUUAAACAAAGCACCAUUAACAAAUACCUCAAAGAAGUAAACGAAGAAAAAGUUGACAAAAAACGCUGCAAGAAACGCAAAUCCGUAACAUUCGAAGAAACCCCGCAAGUGAUCACAAUCGAAGAACCUCCUUCCAGCAUGGAAGACAACGCCGAAUCUACCAAUGGAUUUAUUUUCGUAUCUGCAGUGAAGGAAGAGGAAGCAGAGCUUCUAAAAGCGCCGCAAACUGUUGAAGACGUAUCUGAUACGUUCGAAAUUGUACAUUCGGAGGGCGAGAAAGCCGCCGAAUUGGAAACUACCGGUGACGAAACCGCAGAAAGGAAGAAAUCCAAAAAGAAGAAGCACAAAAAAACGCAUCAAAUAGGAGAGCAAGGCGAUAAAAUGAGUCACAUCGAAUUGAACGCAGCUUUUCUAACUGAAGAAAAACUGCACGCGCUACCAGAAUUUACGCAACCUGAUAAAGUUCACGAAUCAAAACAUGUGGAAAUACCAAGUAUUGAUAAAGUGGAAGAUAAAAAAUCUAAGAAGAAGCACAAGCACAAAAAAGAUGUACAAGUGGAGCAAUCGGAACCAGUGGUGGACACAAAAAAUAAAUCCAAAACAAACGACGAAAACAAUGAUGCAGUCGAAAAAAUAGCAGUGGAAAAGGAUUUAGAAAAAGAAUCUUCUCCAGCAGAAUCCAAGAAGAAGAAGAAACGCAAAAACAAAGAGCAAAUCGACAUCAUCUCCGAAGGAACUGUAACCGAAUCGACCCAAAAAGUCGACAAACUUGUAGGCUCAGUUGCUGUUAGUUUAACUAGCGAAACUUCAAUAGAUUCUUAUACAACUGUGACCACAGACACGGACAUGUCCACAGUUUCUGGAUUAACUGUAGACUUAGACUCGAAUAACGCAGAAGAAGGGGAGAAACCUUCUUGGGCAACGGUUGUGGGUUCAAACCUUCCGACACCCUCGCAAGACCACAAAACCGACAAAAUAACCAAGUCUGAAGAUGAUACCACUGAAACGUUAGAUGUCACUGAGAUACGAGACGAUCACAAAGAUACGAGUGAAAUCUCAAGUAAGAAGCACAAGAAGAAAAAUAAAAAGAAGCAAGACGCGGAGGUAAAGGAAACCAAGCCUGCGUUUGUUGUCACCGAAGAAAUCAGAGUCAUACCGGAACACGAAGAAAAACCGAAGCCAUCGGAAUUUAUUGAAAAACCUAAGAAAAAGAAACACAGAAAAUCCGAAGAAGAACAGGAUAGAGGCAAAGAUUUGAAGGAAAAGCCGGAAGUGAUAAACGUACCGAUACCAGAAAUACUUGAAGAAUUGAAACUAUCUAAUGAAUCGAGUGUUGCUGUAACGGAAAAAGAAGAAUCGCCAAAAAUUGAAGCAAAACAACCUGUGAAAACCAAACACAAAAAAGCACAUCAAGAAAACCUAGAUAUAAACGCAGAAUUCAUCAAUUCUGAAAGUACAGUGUUGAAACAAACCGAAAUUAUAACCGAAAAGAUCGAUAAAAUUGAUAAAUGUGAUGAUGAAAUCGUAAAACCACCUAAAAUUGAAAAAGUUGACACAAAAAAGAAAGCUUCAAAGGAAAAAAGGCAUCAAAAAGAAGAUCACGAUUUGAAAGAAAUUAAAUCGGCUGAUUUAGACACACCUAAAGAAGAAAAUCCUGAGGAAUUAAGUAUUCAAAAACUUCCUGAAGUAACCAAAACAGAAUAUAAACCUCUACCUGUUGACGAAUCAAGUAGUUUGUUUAUGGAUAUUUUAGAUGGACCAAUGAUAUCAGACGAUGAAGAUAUAGAAAUAACUAAACAAGAAUUCGAAAAUUCGAAUAGUGAGAAAGAGAAAGAUAUAGAGCAAUUAAAAUCAAUUAAUGAAGGACCUAAAGAAUUAGUGACUGUUGUUGCUUUGGAAGAAAAAAUAGAGACUGUUGAAGUCCAACCAACAGAAGCAGAUACUAAUUAUAGCGAUAGUUCAGAACAUCAAGCACUCGAUAAAAAAUCUAAGAAGAAGAAACACAAGAAACACGAAUUGGACCAACCGAAAUUAGAAUCGACUCAAAAUGAAAUCGUAGAAAAAACAAAUAUUCGCUCAGAAAUAACCACUGAGAUAGUAACAACAGAAAAACUUGCUGAAGAAAGUCGAAUUGAAAUCGAAGAUUCUAAAACGCAACAAGUAAAAGAAAGUGGCGCUACUGAAAAAACUGAUUUUAUUGAAAAGAAAAAAUCUAAAAAGAAGAAGCAAGAGCAGCCCGAGAAGCAAGAGGAUCAUCAACCAAAUGUCCAAGAAUCUUCAAUUGAAGCGGAACCAAUUGACAAAAUUGAUAAAAUUAUCAUCAUAGAAACCCCCUUAGAAAGUGAAACUAACGAUAUUCCAACUUCUAAGGAAACACCAGAAGAAACAAUUUCUGAGAAAAUACAUGACUUGGUUGAUUUAACUAAAUACGACGUAAGUGCUCAAAAUAAAGCCGAAACCCUCUAUUAUGAAUCAGCAAAAAGCACUCCCAAAACCGAAGUCCUCAUCGAAGAAACCCUACUAAACUACGACGUUUUAAAAAUGGUCCAAGAUGAAGCAAAUUACUACGAAUUACAAUCCAAAGAAACCCAACGAGAGGAAAUCGAAAACGAAGAUGUUCCUCAAACCCCUACACCAGAAGUUCAAAACGAACCAGCACCUCUCGUAUACGAUUUACCAGAACUACUCCCUAAAUUCGAUUUGAGUUUCUUGCUUCAAGCAGAAUCCAGUUGGUACGAACAACAAGCAAAACAAUCAGAAGAAUUAAAAGCCGAAGAAACCGUCGUCAAAACGGAAUUAGAACCUACUGUUAAAGCAGAACCAAUAAGAGAAACAUUGCAACUUGAAGCAACUACCGCGCUUGAAGAAGAAGAGGAAGAAAUAGAUUCCAAACAACCGUCUCAAUUCGAAGCAAUAGUCGAUUCGGUUGUCGAGUUCAUUCCGAAAUCCGAUCGCAAACGAUACGUGCUGAAUCCGGACGCUGCUGAAUUCAUUCCGAGCUCUUCCAGCCCUCUGCUGCCUCAAUUCGAUGAAGAUACUGCGUAUAGAGUGGAAGAAGAGCCCGGUUGGAAUUACGACAGGAAACCCGAGUACGGAAUCACCGACGUCGAAUACAAAGCCUCUUAUCCAAUAUCGCCCGGUACAUCGAAAUGGGUGAACGAUAUUUUGGAUGAAGCUGACGAAGACGAAGAAAGGCUGGAACAGCAGAGAAUGGAGGAGAGUCUCCUACCGAAGAAUGUGAUAUCGGAAUUAACGGUCAGCGGAGCGCUAGAUGUUCCUGUUAAACUGAACACUUCUUCCGAAUUUCUAAUUUCUGAUCUCAAGAAUAAAACCGAGAUGUUUGUAGAAGCUGAGCGAGAGCUAAUAAGAGAAUUGGUGGUUGAAACGAAAGAAUCGCCCAAACAGCCAAUGCAGGCUGUUGAAGAAAAAGUAUUUGUUGAUAAUUGGGAUGCUACUAUUACCCCUCAAGAUGAAAUUAAAGUAGAUGUUGAAAUUUCUGAGUUACAAACGAAACAAAUAGACGAUGCAGAAAUAAAAAAGAGCAAAAAAGGCAAAAGGUCCAGAUCGGGUUCUCGUAAAAGAGAUAGCAAACCAAUUCCUGCAAUUCCACAGGAACCUACCGGAAACAACGUUGUAGAAACUAAGGAAGACCAAAGUCACUCUCAUGCUAUUUCUUACGCUAAAAUUGUAUCAUCUAAUCAGAAGCCAGUCAAACAAGAAGAACAAACUGUUAAAGAAUCUUCUCCUAGUAAAUCGAUUCCUAAGGAAAAAACCAAAACUUCAAAAUCUGUUUCGAAAAGCGAUACAAAAGUUGACACCAAACCAGUACCUCAGCCAAUUAAACAAGAUGAAGAAAAAGUCGAUCCUGCUCCACCUAUAGAGAUUCCUGGUCAAUUAACAUACGCUAAAAUUGUCGUUUCUCAACCAGAACCGAAAUCGCAAACUGCUUUGAGCAGUAAAGAAACCAUCGAUGCACAUGUUCCCCAAAAAAUUGAUACAGUUGAUGCAAAAAUUGUUACAGUUGUUGAUACGAAAAUUGAUUUGGUACAAAUCGUUGAUGAUGCGGAAAAAUUAUCAGUACCACAAGAAUUUAUUAAACCACGACGAAGUAGAUCGAAAAAGCGGUCGAAAACUCCCACAACAGAAAUUCCAUCAGAAGAAACUAAACCUGUUAAUAAACCACUAGUAAAGGAAGAACCAAAUGAGAAAUUAUCAUCUUCUACAGUGGAUACACAAAAGGAGACUACAACGAAAAUCGAAACCUGCAAUGAAAAAUCCGAGUUUACAGUAAGAGUUGAGGAAAAAGUAGAAAUUCUUGAUAAGAGUCAAGUAAUUGAAUCGACUCCAACAGAACUAAAGGUGGAAGAAAAAGGUAAAAGGAAACGCAGUAAAUCUGGAAAUCGUACUAAAACUCCCUCAAAACUUGAACAACCUGACUCACCAGUUAAAAAUGACAAUACUGAAGAGUUGAAAGUUAUUCAACUAACUUCUGAAGUUACUCCAAGCGUUGAUAACGAACAGAUAUUGUUGACUUCUUCAGAAACCACUAAAGAAACGCCUAAAUCAUUACCUCCUUUGAUUGCUAUAACUGAAGCUGAGACAAUCGAAACCGAACAAACCUUGACAUACGAGCCUAAACCUGAACCUGAACCAUCUCUUCUACAAUCAGACGAGCAAAUGAGCGGUAAUAAGAAGCGUCACAGAUCGAGAAAGCGUUCCAAAACGCCUACAAAGAAACCCACAGAAGAAACAGACACCUCGACCUUCGACAAAGACAUUACCUCGAACGAAGAUAAAUUACCAUCUAAUCAACCAGAUACUAUCGAAACGCUAGGUUUGACCUACGCUCAAGUAGCUAAAUCUCACAGCCGAAAGUCAUCACCUCAUCCAAACUAUCGCUUUGAAACGGUAACAAGCGAAGACCAAAAAGAAGAACCUUUAGAAGGUUCUGCGGACAAGGUGGUGAAACUAGAACCAGUCGAAAUCUCCACAACUGUUUUAAAGGAUUUGAAACAUGAGCCGGAACCGCUAGCUCCAGAAGAAUCAGUCGUUGAACAACCAAAGUCUGCAGUGUUAACUGUCGACGAUUGGACCAAAACGCGAAGGUCUCGGUCUAGUUCUCGAAGAAGGCAUCACAAAGAACUAACAGAAGAAUCGCCGGCCGUUACAGAAAUCAAAACAGAAGUAAAAUUGCAUUCGCCUUCUCCUAGCAGAUCCUACGCUGCCGUGGUGAAGAAUGCCAUGGAGGAAGUGACACAGGAUCAUGUUGUUCACACUAGUGUCGUGUCUACAAUCGAAAAUAAACCGCAACAAAGCGAGAUUUCUGAAUCAGUCGCUCGUGUAACAAAAACUGAUGCUAUCGAAGAAGAUAAUAUGGAAAAAAUAGAAGUGAAAGAUAAAGAAGUAGUAGAAGAAGAUGGUGUUAUUGUAGAUAGUGAAGAUAACACGAAAGAAGAGGCGGGUAGUAAGAAAAAGCAUAAAAAGAAGAAAAGCAAGAAAUCGCACAAAGCCGACGAUAAAGAAGAUACCGAGAAAAAAGUAGAACAAAAAAGUUCGAGUUUCUUAGGAAGUCUACUUUCCAAAUUAUCAAUAAAACCGUCCAAAGCCAAAAAGGCCAAAGAAGAAAUUAAAGCGAGCUCGGAAGAAGCCAAAGCCGAUAACGAAGAAACCAUGAACGUAGUCGAACUAAACGUGGAGAAAAAAGACAAACCCGCCAACAUCCUCGACAAGGACAUAACGCUCAGCCGAAACCAAGUUUCGGACUUGCUCGACGACGGCAAACGAUACGAGUACGCCCUGCGACUGGACACCAGCAUCCGCAGGGCGACGAUCCGCAGGAAAAGCAAGGACGAUGCGCCCGACGAAACCAACAACACCGCCCACAUGCAAUCGCUGUUCGGCCGGCUGCCCGGCCAGUCCUCGAAGGACGCCCUCGACUCCAUCGCCCGGCUGAUCGGCAACCUCGUCGUCGACGACACCUACUGGCUCGCCAAGAGCUUCUACGACGAGGCGGAGGAGCGCUGGCACGCGGACCGCGAGCGGCAGCGCCGCCGGCGCGUCGACGAGCCGCCGCUGGCCGAGCUGCCGCCCGACGACGAGGGCGGCUCGGGCGGCGGCGGCGGCGGGCGCUCGCCCGACGCCGCGGCGAGGUCGGGCGGCGCGCCGCCUCUCUCGCAGUACAUGAUGUACAGUCUACCGGGCGGCAUCGCCGGCUGGAAGGAGGAAUCCACGUACCUGCCUUCCGAGCCGGUCGACGAUGCCGCUCGCGCGAUUACCGCCCCCGAUACUACCUUCCCACCCGCACCUCCUACCUUAGGGCCCGAUAUGCAGCCGACGACUUCGACGGAGAUCGAGGCGCAGCCUACAGACAAACAUCUCAGAAAGGAUAUUACGGAGGAUGUGCAGAAACUUCAAAAGUCCUUGGAAGUUACCGAGGACAUGAUAGCAGCUUUGGAGGAAAUCACGAGCGAAUUGAAGAAGCACGCCGCAGAGGCCAUUCGGUUGGAAGGACAGGCGAAUUCCCUGACAGCUGAUCACGAGACCCGCGCCCUAACCGCCCAAUUGGCCGGGAUUCGUACGCGCAUCGCGACGCUCCUGUCCCAAGCGGAGCACGGGCGUCUUCUGAUAACGAACGCGCAGCAGGUGCAACUUCAACAGAAAGAACAAAUAACGCAGUAUCGUCUGUUGUUGGUUGAAAUAGAAGAGUGGUUGGAAAUUACGAUCAAGAAAAUCGCAGAAUUAGCUAAACCCCAAACUGAAGAACAAGCGGAGAAAUACUUAAGCGAUUUAAAAGUCAUACAAUCGGAAUUAUUGGACAAGGAGAAGGCUCUUCAUGAACUCAAGAAGCAACCUUUAGAGGAAACUUUAAUACAACAACUCGACAUUUUGAUCAAAACAUUCGAAGAAGAAAAAAUAACAAUUACAACCAAAAUCACAACAGCACAAAUCGUACUAGAAGAAAUUAAAACCAACAAAACCAAAGAAGAAACACCGGACGCCUCGCUGGAUACACUAGAUUCAACUUCUAUGCCCAUCGAAGAAGCCCCAGUCAAAACCAUCCCGGAACCAUUUGCGCACAAAGUAGCCUCGAUAGAAACCCAAACAGGCAGGAGCCUAUCGUCGCCGGUCGAAGAGCACCCAACCAAAGACUUCACCGUCACCUACAAUCAACCAGUCGACGCGGAAAUACAAACCCAAAUGUCGCAGCCUUCGAGCGAACUGGCCGAAAUGGCCAAGCAAAAGGAAACCAUAAAAGUAUCGAAACGCACUUCGGGCGCUCAAGAAACUAUUCAAAUAGCCACCAAGCCUGUAACAGAACACCAGCAAGUUGCAGACGAACAAAGCGAUGUUCUAGUGGAAGCGAACUACAGGAAACGACCAGAAUCUGAAACCAGGCAUACAGAAUUAAACAUCACUAAUGUAGCUCCCAAUCAAGCCUUCGAAACAGUCUUUGUGGAACCGGACGAAACCACUACAGAAGUAAUCGUCGACGCCGAUGGCACCAAGAGAGUCAUCGUCAGGAAGCUCCACAGAACCGUCGUCAGGCAUCAAGAAUCCUCCCAGAAACAACAACUGAGCACUCUAAGCACCCUAACCGAAGGUGGCAUACCGGUCUCCCAAUCCUUUUCGCAAAUCACUCUCAAAGGCCAACAAAGCGCCACGUCGGUGGCCAAAGGAGACGGCACCACAGCCACAAUCACCAGCCAGCAAUACGGCGGGAGAGUGGUAUCCGGCGCGCAAGGAGGACCGGUCAGCGUGCACGAGUACGAAACGGAGCCCGAAACUCGCUUCACCGUCGCCGGUCCGAGUUUCAGACCCGAAGAGGUCGACAUCGAAGGCAACAAGCUGCACGAAGGCGACGUUGUCUUCAUCAGCGACGAAAGCAACCGGCUGGUUCCCGCCGAUCGGGCGCUGGUCGCGGUGCACGGCAACGAAGUGCACACGUCCAGCUCCAGCGUUCGCGCUGUAGUCCAACAAGUCAGGCGCAGGAUUAUCAGGAAGACCAGGCGGACCAUUCGGAGGAUCGUCAUCAUCGACGGCAAGGAGCACGUGCAAGAGGAGGUCAUCGAAGAGCCGGAGGAGAUCGAGGUGACCGAAGAAGACGUGCCGAGGGUGAGCAUAAACGUCGUGAGGACCGAAGACGGUCGAGUUAUUGGAGAAUCUAAAACCGUCGAAGGAGCGAUACCCGAAGAAGAGAGGUACGUGGUAACACAUAGCACUGCACCUCAACCCGAACCCGCACAAACCGUUGAAGUAAUCACAGCGAAAUCACCAGAACCGGCUGAGCUAGUUACGGGCAAAACUUCGACAGUAGAAGACUUCCUAGAGGCCGAAAGGCUUAUACAUAGUAGCAACAUAGAAAUGACACCUAAAAUUGAGAGAGCACCUGCAGAUUCGAAUGACUCGGAAAAGACUCCUGAGGACGAGUCCUCGAACCAAAUGAAAGUUAAAGAGGUUGUUUCGUUUACUGUAGAAGAACAACCGCCAAUUGAAGCGAAAGAAGCGAAUCCUGCUCUAAUUAGUCCAAUCGAAAAAGAUGUAUCAAUAAAUAUUUCCGAACAAAUCGAACGCUCGCCUGAACCAGAACAAAUUAGUACUGGUAUUUCGGAGGAGAAUGUUGUUGCAGCUUCGUUUAUCCCAGAAGACGUAACUGAAACUACUAUAACUGAUGAAAAUCCAUUAGAAACUUCGGUUCUGCAUAAAGUUACAUCUACGGAAAUAUCUACUGAAAAAUUGGUCGAAUCUCCAAUAAUUGACGAACCAAUUGAAGUUACUGUUGUGCCUUCGAUAGAUUCAACAGAUCAUUGUGCUGAAAAUUCUAAUACUAUUGUGAUAACUACGAUAACUCCAACAAAGACUGAUCCAUCCGAAGAUUCGCCUCCGCCCAGUGCUCCGUUACUAGAAGACAUCACCGACGCCGGUCUUGUGGAAAGGCAACUACUAGCGCAAUUUUUAGUUUCGGAGAAAUUGCACCAUCCACCAGAAGUUAGAUGCUCGCCUAAGACUGCCGAACCAGUUCCUCUAGAAAGCACUGAAGCUGAUAAAUCAACAGUUCAACCGGUCGUUCCUCUCGAAAGCACUGAAACUUCUGCUGAUAAAUCACCGGUUCAACCGGUCGUUCCUCUCGAAAGUACUGAAACUAAUGCUGAUAAAUCACCAGCUCAACCUGCCCCUCUCGAAAGCAUUGAAACUCCUGCUGAUAAAUCACCAGUUCAAGAAGUUGCUAUUGAGAAGCCUGCAGAACAAGUAACUACCAAAAUUCAAGAGACUCAUCAAGUUACUUCGAUAACUCGAGAACCUGACGGAGACGUGGAAAUGGUUUUGUCAAUCCAAGAAACCUACCCGGAAAUUAUCAUUACACAAGAACCACCUAGUACUGUAACUAGAUCAAAAGUAGGUGAAAGUAUGCUGGAAUUCUUAGAAAACGAGAGACAAUCAUCACCUAAAGUACUUAAAGAAGAAGUAACCGAAGAUGUGAAGCAACCUCAAGUAACUGAAACUGAAGUCCAACAACCAAAAGAGCCGCAAGAAGUCGAUAUUAUACUAUCUUUGGAGGAAAAACAGGAAGACUCCACGAUUACCACGCCGAAAGUUUCAGUUGCGAUGAAAAUUGAGGAAACUUCCGACACCUCCAAACCCUCCAACAUUUUACAAAAAGACAUACACGUCCAACUACCAGCAAUUACUAAAACCGAACAUGAUAUUGCCGUACCGAAAUUGGAAGUCGAGCACACUGAAACUCGAACUCCAAGCGACAUCGAUCACGGAGGUCGACGAAGCAAGAAGAAAAAGAAACACAAAGAAAACGUAAUUUCCACUCCCGAAGAAACUAAAGAAGAAACAGUAAUUGCAACUGAACCAGAAGCGAAAGAACCAGCGCAAGAAAUUGAAGAAGAGAAACCCGAAUCUGUUCUAACCUCUCUGGCGGAAUCUACUGAAAUAUCGAUGGCGGAUGAUUCGGCUAAGUCCGAGGAAACUCCCAAACCGACGAUAGAAAUUUUCGAAUCCGUCACUGAAUCCGAAGAAGACGCGAGCUACAAAGGCAAAGAAACCGGUUACGAAGCUGAUAAAACUCUCGAAGAAAGCCACGAUGACGAUCAGCAGAAGAAGCACAGGCGUAAGAAGAAACGUAAACAGAAGAUCAAAGUCAAGGAAUCCGAAGAAUCUAAUGCUCCUGUUUCAAUUUAUGAAUCCUCCGUUGAUAAUUCCGUUCCGUUAACUGAUGAUGAUCAAAGUAAAAUCGAAAAACCGGAAUUAGAGGCGCACAAAAAGACUAAACACAAGCGCAAGAAAAACAAGAAGAAACAAUUAGAAAGCGAAACCGAGGAACCAGUCGGAUCCGAAUCUUCGCUAUUCGAAGCCAAAGAUGAGGAAAUUCUAUCGCCCGCUGAUUCCUACCAAAGUCUUUCGACCCUUUCGGAACCCGGUACUGUAAAAAUCAUCGAAGAAAAAGUCUUGAGUAGACCAGAAAGCGAAUCACCCAAAGAAUUAACGUCUAAAAUAGCUACAAUAGUGCCGGUACUAGAAGCUGUAAUCACUCAAGAAGAGGCAGCCCAAACGUCUCCCAUUCAAAUCGCAACCUCAGAAUUUUUAGAAAAGGAAUCAACCAUCGAAAAACCACAAGAAAUAAUAACGCAACAAACUUCAGUUCAAACUUCCCCCGAGACUCCCAAAGAGUUAUCGGAGAUCUGCGUGCAAACGAGCGAAGAAGAGAAGGAAGUUCCAACGAAGCCCGCCAUUAGCGAAAUUUCAACUCAAGUGGAAAUAACAACUACCGAAAUACUUACGCAAACAUCACCGGAAUCCCAAUCACCGGAGGAAAAAGUCGUAGACAAAGACUUGACGGAAAUUUCCACGCAAACUAUUACCCCCGAAAAGAUCGAAAUAACAGAAGAGUCCGUUCAAACUGUCACUCCCGAACAGAUCGAGGUAUCCAGAAGCGACUCGGCAAUGCAAACGACGGUAGAAAGCAGAGAGGAAUUCGUGCAAACAAAGUCGCCUGAUAAAAUCGAAACGCUGGAAACAGCUGCUCAAAUACAGCCCGACAUUACGGAAUCGUCUUUGCAAACUUCAAUGGAAUAUCAACCAGAGGAAACGCCGAAACCUUCAGCUCCACCGUUGGAAACAACUGAUAUCGUCACUCAAACUAGUCCAAUAGUAAUCGGUGAAAUCGGCGAUUUGAUGACACCGAGUCCGACACCUCCAACAUCUUCUUCUGAACAAUAUGAAAUACACAUCAAGGCUUCGGUGAUUGUACCUUCGGAAGCCUCGGAGUCCGUUGACGAAGUGGCGCCCAUUCGAAUAGAAAAAGAUAUUGUCGUAGAACCGGUGUCAGAGCAACCAACAGUUUCUCCAUCGGGAGCUGGCGAUAGCAACGCCGAAGGAUACGAUAUUGAGGUUGUGGUUGACGAAAAUUCAUCAGUUCAAGCGUUCUUGGAUUCCGAACGAGACGUUCAAGUUCCAACUAAAUCCAAAGCGCAUAAGCGCAAGAAGCAAAAAUCUCGACCAGGCAACGUAGUCGAAGAAAAGGGAUUAUUGUCUGAAUUUACAAGACAAAUAACUGUAGAAGAACCUCAUGCAGUAAAAGACAGUUACGCUAAUAUAGCUAAACGGUCUAGAAGUCCCUCUCCUGUUCAAACUAUCGAAGACACCAAACCUACAGUAGAAACUACUGAAGUAGUAUCAAAAGUGUAUACUGACAUAAACGAAGACAAAGUCAGAAAGGCUGCUAGAAAAACUAAAAAACCAGCCCACGAAACCACCACACAAGUUGAUAUUUCUGUAAAUUUACCUCAAGAGUCACCCGAUAACUCAGAAGUACAAUUAAUUUCAAAAGACAUCUACACCGUCACAGAGAAGACUAUUCCUCGAGAAUUCGCUACAUCCUUCACAGUGGAUUCGAUACUCACCGAAUCGAAUGUCAAAUCCUUACCAACGGAAGCCAUAGAACCAACUCUAUUAGUAAAAUCGGAGGUAGUUGCUGGCCCCUCAACGGUAACAUCAACUGUAGAUUUUCUUGUAUCAGAAAAAUCAUCUCACGAUGAAGACACUAUACUUAUUAACGACAAACCUGUGUCAAUACCUUCAACUCCAGAACCUGUUAUAGAAGAACCUCCUGUCGAUAGCAAUUUAGACGAAUCUACUUCACAACAACCAGAAGAAGCUUCCACAAAAUUAGAUCCACUCGUCGAGAAGCCUUCCAUCAAAACCAUCCAAUCGGAGCCAAUUGUAGAGGAACCUGACGAACCGAACAAGAAAAAGAAAACAGCUGUUCCCACUAAAACGAAAGGAAAAGGAAAACAUGUAUCGUCAGUAACGAUAGAAGAAGUCCAAUCUCCGAGAAUAGUGGCCGAUACUCCUCUGACUCCGGCAUCCGAUGCUUCUCCGUUAUCUCCACCGGCUUACCCGAGCGAAUCGUGGCGCGAUACGUCGGUGAUUCAAACUGUUCAAAGAGCUCCACUCGAUUCAAUGGAGGUGACGAUACAGUGGAACCAAGCGCAAGCGCUGGAGAGGUUCAAAAAUUUGCAAAAUACAAGAAGAACUACACAUCUCAGCGACGUUUUGUAUCUAGCCACUCUGAACGAAGUCAUCACCAAUGAAACAAUCCAACAAAAAGAUCAGAACGUCCAACAAAAUUUGGUUCACCUGCAGCAAGCUGUCGAGCGAAAGGACGUGGUGAUCAUACAGCAAACUGUCAUCGAUACUGUCGAGACGAUCACCACUUGGCUGGAGACCAUCGAGUACAGGAUCUACCUGAGCAGGCAGCAAACUCUAGAAGGCCCGUCGGAGGCUAAAGUUCACCAAUUCAACCAGCUCAAACAAGAAAUCGCCAAUAUUGAGAACAAAGUCGGUCAACUGCAAUCCGCCAUUAAACAAACCGAUGAUAUUUACAACGAAGACGAGCGACAAAGGUUGAAGAGCUACGUCGAGUCUCUGCAACAGCAAGUCAAAGUUAUCGAAGAGGUGACUGACAAAAACGGAGAAAUCGCCAACGAGGAUUUGAACAGAUGGAACGAUUUCAACGAAGGAGUUAGAGCGGUCGGUCAAUCCAUCAGACAAGUGCAAAGGCAAUUAAGCGAUUUGAAAGAAUCUGACGCUUCGCCACAAACCAAGCUGAGCGAAUUGGAAAAAUUAGACAACAACAAUAGAGCUAAUAUGAUUAAGGUCGUCGAUCUUAUCGCUAACGCUAAGGGUUUGAUGCGAGAUUUCCCAACGAAGGAAAUACCCAAAGAAGUAUACUUGUGCAACGAACUAACGAAACAAAUCGAACAACAGGUAACCACGGAAAGAGACAAAGCCUACCAAUACCUUUCUUUGGCCGACGAAUACGAGCAAACCCUCAAAGAAUUCAGCCAAAUCAUCCUCAUAGCCGAGGCUUUAGUGGAGAGCUCUGUAUCCGUCCGAAACUUGGAGCAUCUGGAAGACGAAAUGCAAAAUCACCGAAAGUUCUUCGUCAAUUUGAGCCACUGUCGGGCGAUUUUGGAAUCGCUCGAGGAGAACCUCGACUCCGAAACCAGGGCGUUGCAUUCGCAAUUGCACCAAAACCUCUACGAAAGAGCCAGCGUGAUCUUGGACAAAUCCACCGGCCGCUUCCAAAUCAUGUCUCUAGCCGCCUCCAGGUGGACGGUGCUCGAGCAAAGCACCAGAGACGAAUUGCGGUGGCUGCAAGUAGCGCAACAGCGCGUUCCCGAUUUGAACAACGUCACUUCAUCCGAUUACGACAGGUACAUAGAUCUGCACAACUCCUUAGCAGCAGAUAUCGAUUACCAUCACGCCAAGUUGGCGCAUCUCAACUGCGUCGCGCAGAAACUCCAAGAGCUGGUGUCCUGCUCCGAUUUGGAAGAGACCUACAUUGAAUCGCUGGCUAUAAUACAAAAACUAGAGGAGGACGUGCAGAUUAACCUCGAGCGAUUGCAAUCCUUCAGGGAUUGCUGGAAGACCUACAAUGUGCUCAGCGAUAAAGUAGAAUAUUGGUUGAAAGAGGCCGAAUUGGAACUGCGCGCCAUCCAAGUGCCCGGUCCGAGAGGCCACCUGAGGCGCUUCUGGGAACUGAAAGCUCAACACGAAGUCCACAACGCUGCCAGAGUGAACGCUUCCAAUGCUCUGGAUAAAUCCCUGCAAAUUGUACCGAUCAGUGACGAGAUGUACCAACGUGCUAACCACUCGGAAUUGAACGCCCAGUGGAACGCGAUUUCGAAGCAAAUCCACGAUUUGGAGGUGUCCAUACUAGACACGAUUUCCGCUCCCGAUGUACCUGUCAACGAAAAACUGGUGUAUCUGGAGCAAGAACUGCAAGACCUCAACGCUGACGUCGAUAAUCUAAAAGGCGUCGUCAAAACCGAAGAGGAACUGAGCCUGUACGUCGAACGAUUACAAAUCAUGUCAACGAGAAUCGAAACUAUACAAAACGAACUCAGUCGACUGGGCCUGCUAUCGGCCAGCGAAUCGGAGAAGGUCGGCGUUCUGCUGGCUCUAUCCAAGAAAUUAGAAACCGCCAUAUCCGAGGAACUGGAGAGCGGCUUGCUGAUCAAAGACCAACUGCAAACCAUCCAGAAGAACAUCGAGCGAGUGCGCAAGAAGCACUCGGACAUGAGCAAGAAGCUGGACCAGUGCGAGGGCUCGGAGAAGCUCGGCAGCGAAUCGGUGGAGAAAUCCGUCAACGAAUGCUACGAAAUCGGCGAGGAGCUGGUCACCCUGUGGCAAGACUUGAUGGCCAUCCGGCAGUUAUUGCACACCCUACCAACCCGGUUGAGGGUCACCGUCUCUCCUCUGACGGUCGAAAGGGACAUAUCCAAGCUGCAGGACGACCACACCGCGCUGGAGAAACGCUGCGGGGACAUCCUGGCGUUGCUCAGGAGCCGGCUCGCCCUGUGGAAGCGGUUCGAAAGGCAGCUGGAGCUCGUCCAGCGCAGCGUGCAGGAAGCUGAUUUCAUGGUGGAACUUCUCACCGUUCAAGGUACAGUCGACUACGAACGGCUGAGGAAGGCUACAGAAAGAUUAGAGAGCGUUUCCGAGGACCUGGUGUCGCGCGAGAGCCUCGUCUCCGAGCUGAAGGAGGCCUCGAAGCCGCUGGCCGACAGCUGCGCGCCCGAAGUCUCCGCCAAGAUCGAGGCGGCCGUCAAGGAGGCGGUCACCGCCUACGAGACGACGUGCACCAACCUGAAGGAGCUGUGCACCAAGUACCACCACGCCGCCGACCUCUGGAAGCAGUACAAGGAAGCUUCGGACCUGGUCAAGGAAUGGAUUGAGCAGCCCAUGGAAUCGGUGGAGGACCUCGAGCCCGACGAAGCCGUCCAGAAAGUCAAGGUAUGCGAGGAGACCUUGGUGGCCCAUUCGAAGCGGCUGGCGAAGCUGCAGCAAUUGGUCUCCGGCAUCGCCUCGGCCGUCGGUCUCGACGCCAGCGCGCUGCUCGGCGGCGAAGUGGAAGCCUUGGGAAAGCGCCUGGACGACGUGAGGAAAACCCUGACGACGCUCGCCGACGUCGCCGACUCCAAGGUGAAAACCAAAAACGACAACCAGCUCGAAAUCAACGGCACCAAACGCUACUUAGAUUCCAUACAAAAGAGUGUAAACAGCCUGGAAAGCAGCGGUAUAGACUCGGACAACGAAGAAAAAUUGCUAACACUAAGAGACCAUUUAUUAGCCUUGAGCAAAGCCGAAGGACAAAUAAAGAAACUCAAAGAAAAAAGCUUGGAAAUAUCCACGACGAGGACCGAAGUAUCGGUAUUAGAGAUACUGGAAUUAUGGCAGCACGUCUUCAGGGAGACCUUCCAGCAAUACCACAGGCUGAGCACGCGCCUGAUCAAAAACGAAGACGGCGCCGCCGUGUUGAAGCUAUGGCAGGAGUACCUGUUGAACGUGCAGCAGUUCCUGCAAGGCACCAUACCCGGCGAUUACCACAGCCUGUCCGAUCACCAGCACUUGUGCGAGUUGCACCAGAACCUGCUCACCACGCAGCAAAACGUCCUCGCGCCCGGCGGAAAGAAGGACGACCGCUUGGCGGGCGAUUUGGUGGAAACCACCGUCAUGGAGCAGUUCAAUUCCUUGACCAAUUUACACAACGAGACGCUGUCGAAGAUACUAGAGAGGCGCGAUCAAGUGCGGAAGCGCCUGGACGCUUGGGACACCUACAAGGAAGACCAGAACAAGCUGCUGAAUUGGCUUAAGGGCGUCGAGAAGGAAAGGGAACGCAUGCAACUGAAAUUCAUGCACAUUAGACGCAUACCUAAGUUAGUGUCGUCCAUUCAGAAUCUCCUGGACAAAUUGCCCCAAGGCGAGGAACAAGCGAAACGUUUGGAAACCCAGCAAACGUCGUUGCUGGAAUUUUGCGACGACGCGCUCGCUACCUCCAUUCGAAUGGAGCACGUGGCCAUUAAACAGCGCCUGUCGAACUUACAAGCCGGCCUGGAAACGUGGCUGCAGUUCCUGGAACGAGUACAAAACCUAGUCAAAACCUACGAAACGGCCGUACUUAAAAUACAAACCUCCUUCGACCGCAUACAAGAAGACAUCAACGAGUCCACGGCGGUUUCGUCCGCGACGCACUCCACGAUAAGCGGCAAAUUAGAGGCGUUGAAGAACACAAAAGAGAAAUUGGCCGCGUCGAAAAACGAAUUGGAGCGCAUACGCCAAAUGCAAGAGCAGCUCAAAGAGUGCCUGAGCCCCUCCGACAUGAAGACCAUCAACCAGGUCAUUUGGUUGCUGCAGCACCAGCACAACGACCUGGAGCACCAGCUGUCGCUGCUGGGCCAUCAGCUCGAGGAGAAGUUGGGCGUCAGGUCGCUGUUCGAGGCGCGCUACAACAAAUUCGUCGAUUGGGCGGGCGAGUUGGAGAAAAGACUGAACCAAACCAGCGAUCCGAAUCAAAGCCUUCCGGAGCCCAAGGAGCUGCUCAAGAAGCUCGAGACCGACCUGCAAGCCGAAAUGGCGCUGAAAGAGAGGGAGUUCAACUGGUUGAUUAGAACGGGCAACGAAAUAUUCGAGUCGUGCGGCGAGGAAUACGCCGACGUGACGGUCAAACAAAUCAUCAAAACUCGAACGGAAACCGUCACCGAAUUGUGGGAGACUCUAACGCAAGUGGGCCUCACUAGAAUCAACAAAAUCAACGAUUUAAUACAAACCACGCUCCAAUUAGAGGAGCGAAUCGCCAAAAUCCGCGCUUGGUUAAGCCAGGUGGAAACCCAAUUGUCCAAACCCUUAGUGUUCGAGAGCUACGCUCAAACGGUCGUGAGCGACAUGCUCCAAGAGCACGACCAGCUCAAAAAAUCCGUAGAAAACGAAAGCGGCAACAUCGGAGAAGUACUGAAUUUGUGCGAGUUGGUGCUCAACGACCCCGACAUCACCAAAGCCAAUUUCACCACCGAGACCAUCAGCAACGCCAUCGUCAACAUAGAGAAACGUUGGAAGGCGGUGUGCGGGCAAUCGGCCGAAAGGAAGCGCAAAAUCAACAUGAUUUGGAAACUACUGCAGGAGGUAUCUAACCUCAGCGAAAACCAAGAACAGUGGAUUCAAGAGAAAGAAAAAUCCCUCAGCAGUUUGGACAAACCCACCGCGCAACUGGACAAAGAAGAAAUCCAAAAUCUACUGCGCAUCAUCGAGCAGGAGAUCAAAGACAUAGAAUCCCGCGAAUCGGCCUUCCACAUAUUGAGCCAAACGUACGCGAAACUCAACGCAGCGCCCGGCAUCGAACCGGAAAACAUCCAGGAACUAACGGCCAAAACCCGCCUCGUCAUCGCCAAAUGGGAGAACCUACUUCCCAAAGCUCUCGCCAUCCAGAAACAAUUCCAGCUGGAAUUAGCGCCGUUCAAAGAGUUCUCCGCCGCCCACGAAGACGCCGUAAUAAAUCUAACGAAACUCGACGCCCAAGUCACCGAACUGCAACACCUGCUACCGCCCGAAGAGGUUUCCCCGCGAGAGCGGCUCGAGAAACUAACGGAAAUCGAGAACCGCCUCGCCGAUCAAACGUCGAACCUGGAAAACGCCGACAAACUCGGCCUGCAGAUCAUGAAGAAGAGCAAACCCGAAGACGUGGAGCUCAUCCAGGAGAUGAUCGACGAGUACCAGAUCCUGUGCAGGAACCUCCACGAGCGCGUCGCCUACAUCAAAACCGAAAUCGAGACGCUGGUGCUGGAGAGCGGGCCGCGCGAGGUCGACGAAGGCGUCCAAGUGGAGACGCUCAAGUUCGAGCGCGACACCGCCGUGCAAGUCAACACGCUGCCGUCGCAGCUGCAGCGCAUGACCUCCAUCAGCGCCAAGGACGCCUACGCGGUGGAGCUGGAGGCGGCGCUGGACGAGUGCCGCAGGAACCUCGACGAGCUCGAGCUGGCCGUCGACAAGGAGAUCCCCAAGCCAGGCUCGUCGGAGCUACCGGGUAGCAGCAAGAGGAUAGCCAAAUUGUCGGCCCAGUGCAUGGCCAGCACGGAGCUGGUGAAGCAUUUGCACGAUUUGCUCGUCGACGAAUGCGGCGCCACCGACGCCGAAGCUUCCACCGAAGAGGCCAAAAGGCUUUUGGAAUGGUACGCCGUUCUGCUGGUCAAAGCUAAGGAAAAGGAACAAACGUUAAGAGAACUAAGAAUGACAGUUUCCGAUGCUUAUAACCUCUUAUGCACCCACGAAGCCGGUCGAAUUUUGUGCCCGCUGUGCACGAAACGCAACUGGGCGCAGCUGGACAACGAUCUCUGGCGGCUGGAGAAAUGGCUGCAAGUCGCCGAAGGCACGCAAAAAAUGCAGAAGAGCCCGCCGUCCAACAUCGAGCAACUCGAAGACGUCAUCCAGGACCACAGGGAGUUCCUGCUCGACCUCGACAGCCACAAGAGCAUCGUGAGAUCCUUAAACAUCGUCGGCACCCAUCUAGCCGAUCACACGGAGGACACCCAGAAGGCCGAAGAGUUGAGAUCUCGGUUAGAAACCGAUAACAAACGAUGGGAUAUCAUCUGCAGGAACGCGGCUAACUGGCAGCUCCAAUUGCAAAGGGCGCUCAUGAAUAACCAACAAUUCCACAACAUCAUAUCCGAGCUGUGCGCUUGGCUGGAGAAGAACGACAGGAAGAUCCGCGCCUCGGAGCCGGUGGAUCUCACGGCGCCGGAGGACGUGAUCGAGGCCAAAUACCAGCGUUUCCUGGACCUGCGGUUGGAGUUGGAGCGAUGCGAGCCGAGGGUGCUGAGCCUCCAGGAGGCGGCCAAUCAGCUGCUCAGAGAGGAGGCGCCCGAAGGCUCGACGGUGAUCUACAAGCGGCUGACGGAGUUGCGGUUGAAGUUGCAGUCGCUGAUCAAACUGACCGGCGUUUACACGUUGAAAUUGAGCGCCGUGCUCGGUAGGGAUCCCCGUUUGAUCGGUUACGCUCCGUCGGCGUCCGGCUUACCGAUACAAUCUCUUAAUUAUAACCUUUUGGAUCGGCCGAACGAAGAGGAAUGCGCGGACUCCGCUCGAGACGUCGCCGCACACAACGGUUCUGAUGACGAAGGCGAGAUAAACACCUCGGUGUUGAGGCGGGGGUGCAGGUUCCUGGGCAGGGUUGUGAGGGCCUCGGUGCCCAUCCAAGCGGUCAUGCUUCUGAUGCUCGGCGCGGCUUCUCUGGUGCCUUUUUCCGAGGACGAUUACUCCUGUUCGCUGGUGAAUUCGAUUGCCAACAGUCUAACGCCGACGCUGCGAUACCGCGACGGGUCCCCGCCGAUUUAAAUGUACCAAGAUGCUUGGUAGACGACGAAGACUGGUUAUGACGCGUGAAACGGCUAAAUCCAUUCCAAUUUAUUUUUUAAUUUCGUCAGAAAGUUGUAUAUUCCAUUACGACGAGCGAUUUAACGAUGCUUAGAGUCUAAUUUUUUUGUAUAUUAAUUUUAUAUUGAACAUAUAUUUGUAAAUAUGCGACUUAACUCAUCGAGAAAUGUUUAACGUUUAGACGGUAAGAAUUAAUUUUGUAUUAUAAUUGUAAUCUAAUUUUUAUUCACUUGAUAUUUGUAUAUUGGGACAUAGCACAAAACAUGUUAUUUUCGAUUUAUUGUACGUAUAAUCUUGUUUUUUUAUUGAUUUAUGUUGGUUGUGAAAAUUAAAAUCUGUAAAUUGAAGGAGUGGAACACUUCGGUUUGCAGAUAAAUUAAUUUUGCUGUGAUGAUAAUCUCGAUUGUUCGGUUAAAUUAUAAAAGAACUCGAUUAGUACUCUCCGAUUUUUCAGUUCUUUUUGAGCGCUCCGAGCAAUUCUUCUCUCCAAAUUGCAAGGAGGCGCGACCGACGAAACUAUCGAGAUGAUACCUAUAAAAUUGUUUUUUUAUUAUUGCUAUAUAGUUUCGCAAAUUUAAUUUUUUUAUUACGUUGCUGAAUGUUCUCGUUUAAAACAACGUAACGUUUAUAAGUAUAUUGCUUUCAGAUUUGUACGCUUAAUGUCUAUGUUUAGAAAACUACAAAUUUAAAUAUGAAGGAUUGUUUUUGCUAUAAAAAAUAUAUAUUUAUUUAGCAUCUCAAUAUGAUAUAUGCAAUGUUUUCAUUUAAAAUAAAC